This is a messenger RNA of Xyrichtys novacula (pearly razorfish), 87177 nucleotides long. The record is from the annotation of a GenBank genome assembly. Lineage: Eukaryota; Metazoa; Chordata; Actinopteri; Labriformes; Labridae.
UUUGACACUCCCGCGAUACCUUGAGGGAUCUCGCGAUACUUCACGCUCUUCAUUCGAGCUAAAGUGGAGGGAUUUGUGAGAGUCUGGUAAGUGAAGCUAACACGUUAGCUUAUCUAGAGUUUAACUUAUCUAAAACUUACUCACUGCUGCCGGUAAACAAGUCAACACCGAGGUGAGGACGUGUCUCUCUAAAUGUGUUCAAAGUCGACUAUAACUGUGUGUUUGUUUCUUUAUAUUUAGCUCUAUUGAACCCUCUGGAUAGCUAAAUGUACUAACCCUGACUCCUAAAAUCAACGUUACCGUCACGACAAACGUCUAUUUAGACAUAAAGAGAGACUAAAGUCACACACAGAGACUCUAUAAGAGCAGGUUUUACUCAAAAUUACAAUUAGAUCGUUCGUCGUAUUUGAGAGUGUUGAGCUAACUUGGAGAACUUGUGUGUUUGUGUUUGUGUACACUGGAGCGGGCUGUGUGUCUGUUAUCGUUACAUAACAAUGUGUGUGUUGUGUUUAUUACUAUCCUGUGUUGUUUGUUCAGACAGUUAAAAAUAUGAAGCUGCAUAUAUAUAUAUAUAUAUAUAUAUAUAUAUAUAGUAUUAGUGUUAUUUGUAAGUGUUAUUUACAGCUGUUAUGUACAUGUUUGAUAUGUUACAACUUUAUUAAGACACAAUAAAGAAAAUGCAGAUUUUACAUGUGAACCAGUAGGGGAAAGCGGGGUAAAAUGAGCCAUUUUUCAUAUUUCAGAUCACUACAUUAAGCCAAUCCUAGUUUAGUCACUAACUAGUGUAUCUGCAGAUAUUUCAGGAUGUUGUUCAUCCCUGCAAACCAACAGAAUGAGUGUAAACAGAACUGUAAUCUUGAUAAAAUAUGCCCCCAAAAAAGUGGUCUUCUAUGGUCAACUUACCCCGUGUAUGGGGUAAGUUGACCAUAGAAGAAGGGCCAUGGCCAGAAGGUAACAGAUUGUACUCUGAGCAGGGAGGAUGGUCAGAAUGAACCAAUGAAGACACAAUAAGACAGGGGUGAUGUGAGCAGAUUAGGGCGAGUCUGUGAGUUUUGGACAAACUGAAGUCUUUUAUAUCGUCGUCUUAUUAAAACAGAUGAACAGAGAAUUACAGUAAUCAAUACUACCCAAUACCCUACCACCCCAGCCCUCCCUAACCUUCUCUCUCCCUAAAUGUGUUCAAAGUCUACUAUAACUGUGUGUUUGUUUCUUUACAUUUAGCUCUACUGAACCCUCUGGAUAGCUAAACGUACUAACCCUGACUCCUAAAAUCAACAUUACCGUCAGGACAAACGUUUUGUAAAAAGUCAUUUGAACAUGAGAAUGUCUUUCAUCAGACUCCUUUACUUUCUCAGUUCCCCCUGAAAACGUUCGUCGUAUUUGAGAGUGUUGAGCUAACCCGGAGAACUUGUGUGUUUGUGUUUGUGUACACUGGAGCGGGCUGUGUGUCUGUUAUCGUUAUAUAACAUUAAUGUGUGUGUUUUGUUUAUUACUAUACUGUGUUGUUUGUUCAGACAGUUAAAAAUAUGAAGCUGCAGCCAUGUGCUUCUAACCUUCACAGACUCCAUGAAUUGAUGCCCAUCUCCUAAAUAUUUGGUCACAUGAUCAAUUUCUUUGACCCCCCAGUCUCAUCCUGUUACUGGUUCAUAACUUUAUUAAGACACAGAGAAAUAUGAUGAUGUUGUUCUGUUCUUCUUUCGUUUGCACUUUAACUCCAGAGACCCUCAACAUGGAUUUAGGGGAUGACACCACAUCAAGUCAAUCCUAGUUCAGUCUCUAACUCGUGUAUCUGCAGAUAUUUCAGGGUGUUGUUCAUUCCUGCGAACCAACAGAAUGAGUGUAAACAGAACUGUAAUCUUGAAAGAUGAUAUGAAAAUAUGACCUCUGCACUGACCGGUACGUCCUUCUUUGUAGUUGUUGGAAGCAGCAGACAGGGUUCACUCCAACACCGGUACCUUCAGCUGGACCAGGAGAAGAAGCAGAUGGAGCUGAGUCACAAACGAGCUCGGUUUGAACUGGAGAAAGCUGCUGCUGACAGAACUGAAGUCUUUUAUAUCGUCGUCUUAUUAAAACAGAUGAACAGAGAAUUACAGUAAUCAAUACUACCCAAUACCCUGCUUUUAGCCUCUGGAUGAUCAGUCACUUCUUCACAGUCAUGUGUAUUUUUAUCUAUUAUACACUAUUUAACUGGUACAAUAAUUCUUUUAUUAUUAUUGAGUAGAGACAUGAGAGGAGGAGAAGAAGAAGAGAGGACAGGAGGAGUCUCUUACCAGCUCACUUUAUUAACAAUGUUAUCUAAUCAAACAGAAGCUCAGCUCUUUUCUCUCUGAAUAUGACUUUCAUUAGUCCUUGAAGAUAAAAUGGUGGACUUUUAGGUUUUUGACCUCAUGUGUGUCCCUAACUUUAAUGAGCUCUGAGAUGGACGAGACAACGCCGUCCGACCACGAUAACGUGUUUCUUGGAUAUUUGUUAGGGGUGUUCUGACAAGGGUACAUCAUGAUUUGAUUAUUGGAGCUUUGAUUCUUCGAUUAUAAUGAUUAACCCCUUCACCCAUGUGCUUCUAACCUUCACAGACUCCAUGAAUUGAUGCCCAUCUCCUAAAUAUUUGGUCACAUACAAGAUUGACUUUGUCUUCAUCUGUGGCUGCAUUUGUAAAUAAACAACCUAUCAAUUAACUCAGCACCUCAUUAAGUAAAUAAUAAGUUUUUUUGAACAUUUAACAUGUAUUUUUCAAAGACACAAAUGACACCACCGUGAUGUAAACAUUUGAACUUUGACCUACUGAACUUAAACUGAGAGGUUUGGAGACAGUCUCCAGGACGGUCGUCUGUGUGGCAGGUACGACUGGGGGAACCUUCUCUGUUUGGGGAUAAAAGCGUAGAAGGCGCUGCCUCGUGUUUGUGGUGUUGCUGAGGUUCUUUAUUGUUGCAAAUCGCAGAGGUCUUAUCAGUCAUCUUGUUUUCUCUUUCAUAAAAUCUAACGUUCUUCCACACGGUUGCAGUCAACCCCCUGUGGUGAGAGAAUCGGCCGCUCUUCGGAGGCUGCUGAAGCUGUUUGCAAAGAAACUAACCUGCUCUGUUUGUUGUGGUCCCACUCACCAAAUAGUCCGGGCGGCACACAUUAAGCUUCCAGUUAUGUGUUCUUUGUUUUUUUUUGUUCCGGCCUUGUGGCAAAGCAUCAACGUUGUUAUUUAUUUAUUCGUUUAUUUCUUUAUUUUCUCAAGCAUCCACAUUAAUGAAUCGAUGCCGCAUUGUCUUGCGAAACAUCACGAUGCAUUGACACAUCUGUGAAUUACACCCACCUCUAGUAUUUGUGACAGUAGUGGGGCUGAAGCACGUUUGCAUAUUUAAAUGUAAUAGAUACAGACACUUCCUGCACAGCGGUCAGUUUCUCCAUGUUUUUAAACGAGGGGUGAGUGAUUUCUGAUUGACCGUACUGUCGAUUAAACCGGGACAAUGAGGAGGGAGUAACCGUAUGAUGUCUUUCAUCCUGCGAUAUGACUAGUAGGUCUCAGGCAACUCAUAACUUUUAUAAACGCAUUGACUCACUUGAACGCUGUCAGUAAUUUGAAAUGCCUUUUGUAGUUCAAUCAUUUCUGGGAUCAGUAUGAUAAACCUGCAAAAUCAUUUUCAAAACACCCCAAAGCAUCAGGAGUAAUUGAUUUUCUUUAAGCGGUGAUAUCAGCUGAAUAAUUCCCUUUGUAGUGUCUAUAUUUAGGAAUCUAUGGAUGACAUAGAAGAACCAGAGCUUGUAAGAUAUCUGAGGAUGUUUCUGGUCUCCAUAGUGAUUAUUCCUUAGAUAUAAAAGGAGAAACACGAUAUCGAGAUGAUAAUUAAAAUGAUUUUUUUCUCAUCUAAAGAAUCGUCAUCAGAAACCUCAUUCUCAACUUUUGUUGUUUCAGCACGAGGUGGACAGGAACCAGGAUCUGUUAGGAAGGAUCAAGAAGCUGGAGGAGAGAGAGACGGACGCAGCGAAGAACCUGACGGAGAAGGAGGAGGCGAAUCGCUCUCUCCGUAAAAACCUGGACGGCCUGAACAAGAAGCUGGAGGAGAGAGAUGCCAGACUGAACACUGCCAACCAGGUACACACACACACACACACACACUUGCUCAUCUUGUCCUUUGUUUAAAGUUGAAUCAUGUCUGUUAUCUGUUUCUAGACCAUCAGCUCUUGUAUGGAUGAGAUCAGAGAGCUGAAGCAGAAGAGUCAGAACCAAGAAUUUACUAUUUCCUCUCAGACUUUGGAGAAUCAGGAGCUGCAGGAACAGUUGGAUUUACAGCGGAGGUACGCACACACGCACACACACACACACACACACACACACACACACACACACACACACACACACACACACACACACACACAGACACACAAACCAGUACUACUGCUUACUGAGCUCUUUUUCAUGUAAAUGAAUGGUGUGCUUUACUGUAUGAGAUGGAUGCUGACUGUACAGUUCUGUCUGUUUGGGAUUAUAAUCAGAAAGUACCAGGAAGUCUCCCAGCUCUGCCAAAGUCUCCAAGCUGCCCAGUCCUCCUGCUCAGUGCACCUCACCAAAAUAAAGGUACUCUUCCCACAGAGCACAGUACAGAACACCAUGACUGUCGACUACAUCGACUCACUUCAUCAUGACGACGACACAUUAUUAUUAUCAACAUUUAACUGUCAACAUUAAGAUCAGUCUUUUCUUUGAGGUUAAAAACUGCUGCUUUGGCUGUUUGGAGGUCAGUGAUCACCUGAACGCUGCCGAAAUGUCAUUUUUUCUUUUUGACAUUUGACAUUUUCCAAGACAAAACUAUUCAAUAAGAGAAAUGUUUAACUCAUUCAGUACCAGGUUCAUUUACGCAGUUUUCACCCAGUGCCAUCAUCGACCACAAUAUAAAUUUCUGUAUCUUUCAGGACCAACAAAAUAUCUUGUUGCUUGGACUAGAAUUAAGUUCAAUAUCUCAAAAGAAAGGAGUGAUUCUCUUCUUUCACCCGAAAAAAUUUUUUUUUCUGUAGUUCAUCUCAUCUCUAGCACUGCGCCCACGAGAGCCGAUGCGCCGAGACCGUUAGCUCUCGGAUAAUGACUUUGACAUUUUUGUAGAAAAAAACACUCCACAACUCAGCUGAUGAGCACACUUCUCACUUGCGAGUACUUGUUUUUGUUAUUGUAACAUGGUUAUGACUUAUUUGUCGACUUUUCUGCGUUCAGAACGACCCCAGACUUAGUCGCGUGUUGGGGAGGAGCGCCCUCUGGUGGAAAACAAAAAAACUGAAAAAUCUGUCCAAAUGCAUCAUUGGCACUGAAUGAGUUAAAUGCAGAAAAUCAGCAAGACGAUAAGGGAAUACAGACGAUACUCAUGCCAAACUCCUCACAGAGCUUCUGUGGAUUUACAGCAGAAAAAAAAAAUGUUUUUUUUUUUUAGUCUGGUGUUCGUUAUCGGGUCCGACACCUACCAGCAAAUAGAAAUUGAUUACAGUGAAAUGAUCAGUCUUUCUGCUGAUGAUCACCACAUCUCUUUGGUUUGAUUUCCUGUAUUAUUUUUAUAUUUCGAUAAUCAAAUAGCAAAGUUAAUUUUCAGUUCCAGUUUUCCAAUAUGUCCAUAAAUUAUGUUCAAUGUUAUAAAAGUGUUCUACUUUCAGAGCUACACCAAAGAUGUCCUCACUCUAACUUGGUGCUUGGUGGUAAAAAUCUGUAUUUUCUGAAUCUUCAUUUUUAUUUGACUGAAAGCUGAAACGUCCUCUAACUGGUUCAGUCAGAGCAGACACCAUUGAUUCCUCUUUGCAAACUGGAACUGAAAGAAAAAAAUCCAUUUUUUGUCUGGAAAGAGUUUCCUCAAAGUCUUGAUUUUAUUAUGAGUUUAUCGAACUUUUGAGGAACACGCGGUGGAGCUAAUAACCAGCUGUACUCAACCUGAAAAAUAAGAUGUGAAGGCUGCGGUUGUAGUGGUGCUAGCCUUCUGCUAUGGUCGGUUUGUGAUAUUACACAGACAGCCUUAUGCAUGAUUGACCAGCUUUUCUUUUUUUACUUAUUCCUGUCAUCCUUCAUUAAAGUACAAACAGAAAAAUACGAGCUGCAGUGUCCUGGAAAGAAGAAACGCACAUGGUUUAGACUGAAAUGACAGAACGAUAAUGAGCAAGAGAAUAUAUAACACACACACACACACAGACACACACACACACACACACACACACACACACACACACACACACACACACACACACACACACACACACACACAUAUGAUACUCUUAUAUUACUCUAACAUUAUUGCAAAUUAAUUUACUCUCCAGAUUUAAGUGCAUCGUCCCGCUAAGACGACUUCCUCUCUUCUUUUUCAGUUUCAUGUUAAAAUCACUUCACUGUCUUUAUGUUUGUCCUCCAUGAGUGUUUGAGAUAUUCUCACACUGAAAACACAAACUGCUGCUUUUCUAACCUUUCUUUCUUUUCUUUCUUUGUUUUUUCUCUCUUUCUUUAUAUCUCUUUUUCUUUCUUUCUUUCUUUCUUUCUUCCUUUUUUCUUUCUUCUUUUUCCUUUUUCUUUUCUUUCUUUCUUUCUUUCUUUCCUUCCUUUUUUCCUACUUUCUUUCUUUCUUUCUUUCUUACUUUCCUUCUUUCUUUCCUUCUUUCUUUUUUUCCUACUUUCUUUCUUUUCACUCUCUUUUCUUUGUCUUUCUCUCUCUUUCUUUUCUUCUUGCUCUUUUUUCUCUCUUUAUUUCUUUCUUUCUUUCUUUCUUUCCUUCUCUCACUCUUUCUCUCUCUCUCCCCCCCCUCUCUCUCUCCCUCUCUCUUUCAUUCUUUCUUACUUUUUCCCCCCUCCCUCUAUCUCUCUCUCCACUUCACCGUUGUGAAAUUAUGGGGUAUUCGGGGUGCUCUGUGUUCGGUCAUGAAGAACUCUUUGGUUUUAAAUUUCUGAGAGUCGUACGUACUGGUCAUUCUGUUUUUUUUGUUUUGUUUUUGUUUUUUGUUGUUGAAGUGAUCCGCUCUGUAGCAUUUUAAAUAAAGGGCUUUUUAAGAUAAAAAAAAUCUCUCUCUCUCUCUCUCUCUCUCUCUCUCUCGCUCUCUCUCUUUCUCGACAGGAGUUGGAGAGACGUCUGGCCCUCCAGGAGCAGGACAUCGCCAUCGUGAAGACGGUGAAGUCAGAGGUGGCCAAAGUGCCGGACCUGGAGAAGGAGCUGAAGCGCCUCAGAGAGGAUAAUUCCUUCCUCAGGUCAGACUCUGAGGUUUUUUUUUAUCUCUUUCUAAAAGGUUCCACUUCUGUCACCCUUCUGUAACAAAAGAACUCUGACUUUAUUUCUUCACACUUUAGUCCAGUGAGACACUCACAGUCCUCCACACCAACAGUUUGGCAGGUUUUCACUCCAGACUAGAAGAAAUUUGGGAACAAAAAGAACGACUUGUUCAGGAAUGAAAGAUAUCAAGUGAGACAGUGAGAAAAAGUUUUAUUCGUGCAUCCAUUUCUUGCUUAUUUACAAUGGUAGUAAGGUAGUAAUAAAUUACAUUUUUUGCUCCCUGUAACAUCAAAUUAACUGCAUUUAAAGAGCGGUCAUCCUGAGCAGCUGUUUUCCAUCAGCUGUUUCUCCUUAAACUUCAGUCGUGUAUUAAAGCUGAGAAAAGUUGCAGCAGCUGUCCAGGAGCUUUAAAGAAAUCAUUGAGUUGACUGCUCUCGAUAACCUGCUUCUUGACGUACCUGAACACCUGAGCUAAUGAUCUACCAGGGGCUCACUGUACUUGGUCUAGCUGUGUGAUUUCCCAGGUGGAGCCUUGUCUGAACUGCAGAGCUUCAGAGGAGCUCCUCACUGAUUCUACUCACAUUAGCUUCUUCACGUCAAGUGUACUCUAAGUUUUGUUCUCAUGUUGGGCCGUAGACUGAAUAAUAAAUGGAAAAAAGUUCAGUGGUGUUACACGCCUGUUUCUGAAGAGAUGUGUGGAAGUCAGGAGAGGAAGAAGGAUGUUAAAUGUUCGAUGAUCCACCUAACAACACAGUUUCCUCUCGUUAUAAAAACUUAAACUACUUCAGUCUGAGUUUUGUUAUUACUGUCUUAUUUGAGCUCUUUCUCGUCUCCUUUAUUGUCAAACUUUUAUUAACAGAAAUUAAAACUGCAGCACCAAACUUUUAGGUCCGUAGUAAGAAGGGUUCAUAUCGAACAGGAGACCUCUCUCCUAAAUUAAAAACAGCAGAGACGUACCGUAGGACCUCUUUCUGCUGCAGGUUAUCAGACGAGUGAUCGUCUAAAUCAUUGAUAAUGUCAAACUAGUCGAUUGUUUUUUAUUAUCCAGUUAUCUUCUCUGUUAUUUUCCUUUCUUUCUAAACAUCACAGGAAAGUUUCGGUCAUCUUCGCGUCUGUGACUGCAGACAUGAACCGCUUCGUUUCAGCUUCUGUUUCCUAUGCCGCCACCAUCCCUUCCUCCAACCACGAGCUUUGGAUUCUGCAAAUUAACACCAUUGUUGUUGGUGAAUUAAGCCUGAAAUAGUUUUCUCCAAACUGCUGAGCCUCUCGGGUCUCUCUCCGGUAAAACUCACAGACCUGCUGGUGCUGAUGAUGAUGAUGACGAUGAUGAUGAUGAUGAUGUAGUUUCCACACACGGCUAUUUUAAACGCAGAGGAGCUGAUUAGACCUCCUCUAAGGAUCGGCUCUUUGUCACCGAUAUCGAUCUAGCUUUUCAGGUCAGUGUCUGGCCGAUACCUGCUACCAGGAUCAGGAUCAGAGCUUCCCUGGACUCAAACCAACUUUUGUUGGACCUGAAAGAGGCGGGGUUUGAGCCUCCUUUAAGUCAGGUUAGACAUGCUGCUGAUUCGCCGAUCUUAUACCCUUAAUAACUUUGUAAUAAACGCGUCUAACAACAAUUCAAUCCUUUACAGCGGAUGCUGUUGGAGCCCUAAACUAUUCAGACCAAAACGUUUUUUGUAAACGUGUUUAUUUUUGCUCUAAAGUGAGAUCCUGUCGUGCGGCAUCUGAUUACAUCGUUUCAUGAGCGAUAACAUCUGCUCAGAGAUUAUUCGCAGCUGAAACAGUGGUAUAAAAAGAUUAAUUUCUUGUUUCUGCGGUCUGUUUGAUCCUUUUUGGAGAGAAACUUCAUGUAAGCCGGGGUUUAAAAAUAAUCAGAUUAAUGCGGCGCAGGUUCAUAUGUUGCAGAAUUUCCUGUAUUAUCUUGAUAAUUCGCUGUAAUCUAAGUGGUCUGCUUAGAUAAAGCCGCUGACUGGGAUUGAGUGUGGUUGUAGUCGGGGAUUAAAGGUGUUUCAUUUAAAGUUGAUUUGAGUGUUUUUCUGACUCCAUCCAGGGAGAGCCGGGAGAACUGCAGCCUGCUGAAAGAGGAGGUGGAGGGGCUGAGGAAGAAGCUGGAGAGGAUGGAGAAGAUUAAAGAGGAGCUGGUCAACAUGGAAAUAGAGAAAGAGGUAACUAUAUCUGUGUCUCCACCUGAUUUCAAGGUGUGUCUGUGGGUAUUUCUGCAGAUUCAGAUGAACAGCAUGUGCAGAGUCCGGCUGAGAUGUUGAACCAGAAAACCUUCAAGGCUAUUGGUCGAAAUUCCUCCACGCCAGAGGAGCUCAACGCAGCCAAAGUCUGAGCUCUGUGCAGGUCCAAUUGAUUCCCUCCAUAUUGGGCUGCUCCAGUUGUGCCAUUUAAGACCCGGCUUUGUGCGUUUGAGCCCCAGACCUGGUCCUGCUGAACCAUCUAAGUGGCUUCCUGUGGAGGUUACACAAAGAGAAGAAAUGCUGUAUUGGCCCAAAUGUCUUUUGUACGAUGAAGCAUUAAGAAGAGCGCCGCUGUGAGGCCUCGCCAAAGCCGGGACAGCUUCCCCUGACCCAGAUUCGACCAUUUGGUGGGUCUCUUCACGGCUACAGAGUCCAUUUGCUAGUUGAACCCAAAAAACUGAGCAGUUCUUGGUGACGUAAAUCCUGCAGAGUUACUCAGCUGUAAAACGAGGGCUGUCAGUUUGUCAAGAAAACAACUUCAAAUGAAUAUCGGACAUGACAUGCACAUGCUCAGAAACGCUUGGAUUCUGCAGUCUGAUCAGUGAUGGUCUUUUUCACAGCGUCUGGUCAGGGUCAUUAUCGAGGAGUCAGACAGCCGCUUUGUGCAGUCGUGACAUUCAGCCCCGUCUUUGUCCUUUUUUUAAUCGAGGUUUUCGACGCCAAAGUUCCUCCACGCCGCGCCUCUCAGGUGUUCGGUGCAGCUUUGCUCCACCGUGUCCUCACUGUAGUCGUCAGGUUACAGUAAGAGCACCUUCUUCUGAGUUUUACAGCCAGAGUUGGUUCCAGUUUUCCAUAAUGAGUGGCAGCCCCACCUUACUGCAGCUCCAGAAGCCCAGUUUGUGCGCACAUGCUGCUCCACAGUCAGUUUUGGACUCUGUAGUGAGUAGUGCGCCAGAUCGUGGGCAAAUCGUGGCGCUCUGCAGCUCUCGUUGGCCACGCUCUGUGAGAGUGGGUGAGCUGUUAUUGCUCCCAGGUGCUUUCACUUCAGAACUGCAGGAUUUAUAUUCAGCCAGACCAAACUAAAACCAGACUAAAUCCACUAUUUAUGUCUUCAGAGGCUGAAGUCUUUUUGAUGGACAGAAAACUUUAGAUUCUCACGUGUCCCAUAAUCGUAACUGUUUUGUUUCCAUAGUGAUAUAUUAACAUCGACUCAUCAUUACAUCCAUACAGAAGAAUAAAUAUGAGACAUGAGAAAUUAAUGACUUGAAUAGAUUAGAUAACAACCCUCAAAGCUUCAAUAGACGUCUGUGUAGGGCUGGGCGAUAUGGCCUCAAAUCAAUAUCACGAUAUAUUGAUCAGUUCACCUCUAUAACGAUAAAUGGACGAUAACUACUCCACAAACUGCUCACCCCCUCCCACAUUAACUUCGUCUACUUCAGCCGCUCCAACUUUCUCUCCGUCCUCCAUCUCCUCACCUGGAGUCACGUCUCUGAUGUAGGACAGCGUCUUAAAGGGACAUGAGACCACAGCCUGACUACACACAUCCAACAACAACUUUGAUUUAUUCAUUUAUUUGAAACUGAAAAUACCAAUAUGGGCAAAAUGACGUUGGUUAUUGUCGUAAAUUUCACUAUCUUUAAAUUUUCGGUUUAUCGCCCAGCCCUAACAGUAAAUAUUUGUUAUGUUUGUUAAAAGUCAUGAAUUCUGACCAAACUUCCUCUCAUUGUCGGUCAAAAUGAAUUAUAAGAGUUGCACAUCAAUCAGGGUUAUUACCGUGAAAUUAAAACUAAUAAAAUGGCAAAAGCGAGAAUUAAAAAAACAUUUCCGUUAUCUAAAAUAAGUCGAAAGUCAAAAUUCAAAUCACCCGAUGCUGCACGAGCACAAAAACAAAAUCUAAACUAAAACUAAUCAUCGGUAUCUGUUUAUUUUCAGUUUAUCGCCCAGCCCUAAUUACAAACUUACAGCAGAGUGAAAAUGAGACUUGAGAAAAUAAUGACAUGAACAGAUUAGAUAACCACCCUCAGAGCUUCAGUAUACAUCUGUGUUUACUCGGUUUAAGUCCUGCGGUGUGUGGCAUCCUUGAACGAUCUGUUUAGCAUGCAAACCACCCGAACUCUCACUCCCUCUCUCCCCCGACGUCUCCCCCCCCCGUUGCUGCCACUUGCUCGCUCCUUAUCAAUAGCUGCCGCCGGCUGAUAAAUGCUAUCAGCUUUAUUAGCUUGUCCUUCAUCCUCUGCUGCAGCAAUCCCAUUUGACACUCUAUUUUCCUGCCGUAUCACUGUUAUUGAACCUUCAGAAUAAAACUGAAACUGAUUUUUGCUUCAUUUUGUUUUCAUACUCCACGAGUAAAUGACAACCCCCACCUCUGACUUUCUCCUGUGUUCAUAUUAGCACAUAUGUUUCUGUUUUAAUAUUUACGUUCAGUUAUUGCUGCUCUAAUUAUACACAUUCAAAUAUGGACGCUCUUGUUUCUUUGGUUUCUAGCGGCUGACAGAGAAGCUCCAGGCCUGGGAAAACCUGGGACAGUCUUCAGGACUCAACAUCAGGUGAGGUUUGGAGUCAGAAUGGGAGACUGUAGAGGUUUGGUUUUUGAUGCACAAGAGGACUCACCACUAGAUGGAGCUGUGGUCACACUGAAUAAAUGUGCAACAUCACUGUGGAUUGAUCUCACCAGCUUGUAUAGGUUUGUGUGUGCGUCUGUGUGGGCGAGGAUUUGUUUUCUACAUGCUGUUGUGUGCGUUAUCGAGUGUUCGUCUCUUCAUCUCGUCUAAAAUGGUAAUGAGAGAGUGAUUGCAUGUUUCAUUGUGACAGACUAUUAACACUGCAGCCCCGUCUAUUCAGCGCAUGCAUGAACACAAACAUGAAUGCACAAACACUCACUGUUUCUCUAUGAUUAACUCGGGCUGUGUUAACUGAAUGUUAAACAGGGCACAGCCGCACAGUGUGUGUGUGUGUGUGAAGUUCGUCUCAUCCCCUCCGUGUGAGUGUGUGUGUGUGUGUGUAUGUUACAGCACCUCCCUGCAGGGCAACAAGAAAAGGAAAGACAUGCUGUCAUAAUUAUGAAAUGCAAUUUUGACUCAUGGAAGGUUUUCAGGUCUUAUGUAAUGUGUUAUGGCAGCUGAUAGCAUUUGUUCAAUUUACCAUUAUUAAAAGCCCCGGGAGGAUGAGUGGAAAUGUAAUACCAGCCUCAGUUUAAUUCAAACAGUUAUUGGGUCGAGCUGUCCGUCAUUUUCCCCCUAGAUUUAAGUCAGGCUCAGCUGUCAUCCUGAAAUUGAGCUGAGAAAUUUAAACCCCCUCUCAGAAUUCAGGUGCCCGGCGAUUGGCUGCCUGAGCGCUGUUGCUGGGAAAAAAAAACAACGAGAAAGCUGCGUGGCGCAUACGCCUUCUAAAGGGCAGCCAUAUGUGUGAGGCUCAUACUGAUCCAAAGUAAAGGUUAAUGCAGCUUGCAAAUCAACAGUUAGCAACUCCUUCAAGCUGUUUUUACUGUUUACUAAAUGGGCCCAGCUUAAUUGUCAGGAUGUGGUUUCCUGAAACAGUCCUGGGUGUUUCACUCAGCAUUCAGUUCACCUUCGCUCCCCUCACUUGAAAAUGAGUAUUGACUUUAUGCUUUAGCAGUGCAUUGUGAUUGCCUUAUAGGCUGUUGGGCAGUCAUUAUUUCAUCAUUUGUACUGUGCUGAACAUUUUCAGGUGAGUAAUUAUUACAUUUAAGAGAAAACUAAGAAAUCUUUUUUUUUAAAUCUUGGUUUAUAUUUUUAGAGGAAACAUUUUCUGUUUAUUUUGAGCUUUCAUUAUGUCCACCUGUAGAGGAGCUUCACAUGAUUUCCAGCGCAAAAAAACUCCUUAUUUAUCUGACCCAGGGCUGCACGAUUUUGGCCAGAAAAAAAAUCCAGAUUUUUUGGGGGGGAUUGUUGAGCAGGUUUAAGAAGAGUGCCUGCCUCGUACAGAUUUUUAAUGAGCCUCGCUAAAACGGGAAAUUAUUCAGUCUUCCUGGUGAAAUGCUAAUUAUCUAUUUGGUACAUUUAAGAAAACCGACUAAUUACAUUAACCAAACCUCCAAACACGGUUGUUUUGGAGUCAUAGGGAGCUCAUACUGUUUAUCUGAUCUGUCUUAUUUCAACACUAGGGCUGAACGAUUCUGGCCAAAAAUAAAAUCCAGAUUUUUUUCUCUGAAAACUCGAUUUCUUUUUUUUAUUCAUUGACAACUUCACGAAAACUUCACUUUAAUUCGUUUUUCUAUUGGCUCUCAAAACCAAACCACUGAAAACGAUGUGGUGCAAUCGUCAAGCCAGUAAGUGGCGCUGUAACGUUGCCUGUUUAUGACCAUGUGUCACAUGAUCAUUUCCAGAGAUGCAGAUGGACAUCCACACGGAGAUGGUCGUCGUUUACAGAUUUAUUCACUCUCUGACCCGUUUUCAAAAAGUACCGUUUACUGUCACCUGAAACGCCGAUUCGACAAAAAACUUUAGCGUCUCCUCCUGAAUUUGUUUCCGUGGUGACGGGUUGAUACCACCUUCAGAUUUUAAUUUUGUUGAUAUUGUCAUAAUCAAAUAAUCCGAUUAUGAUUUAAAAUCGAUUUAUCGUGCAGCCCUAAUCUGACUCCUUAUUACUCCACUUCUCGGCCUCAGCCUGAAAAGCUGAUUUUGUCUUUUCCUUCAGUGGUACAGAGUUGGUGGGUGUUACUCUUUACACAGCUCAGUAGCCCAAAAUCAACUCAAAGGUUAUGUCAUCACCUAAAUCCUCUGAUGGAAGCUGUUAGCGCCCAAUUAGCUUAGCCUUCACCCUGUUAGCGUAUGUUAGCUAGGUUAUAGCGCUACAUAGCGCUUGUGGUUAUGAUCCUUUGUCGAGGGUCUGUGAUGGAGUGAUGCUGCGAUGAUGCCAUCUCGCCAAAAGACAUCUUCAAUACCCAGGCAGGAUAAUCCAAAUGCAUUGUGGGUCAUGUAGUUUAUGUAAUACAAACCUCUGUAAAGCAGCAUAGAUUUGUGCUUCAAAUAAGAUGAUGUUCUGGGCGGGAUUCACCUGCAGACCUUGUGUUUGACGUGUGGACUCGUAUAUCAGGGUUUUACAAACUAAAAACAGGGAUCACACUUGUUUACUCGCAAAGAUCCUCUCUCCUUUAAAAUAAGAUUAGGGUGAAAUACUCAGCUCACGUCUGUGCUUGAAACCAGAACAAAGUUGCUUUUUGAACUACAGUGAGUUCAGUUUUCAGCGCUCUGCAGCUCCUAACUGAAUCUCACUGACUGAGUGCUGAAAACACGCUGUUCUGGACACGGCUGUUACUGAAAAGACACAACAUCCAGGAACCGUGGUCGUUUCAGGGGAAGUAAAUCUCCAUUAUGUGUGCGCUAAAGCUAACAUGUACAAAAACGAACAUGCCUCUGUACAAUGGCUAAUUCUGCUCUUUAAUGGAGUAUUGACUGGAGGACGGGGUUCUCUCUUGUCAGCUUCUCCCACUUUAAAAUAUGAAAUGUCUCAUAAUGACCGCCGUGUUUUGGCACGCCGUUAUGUCUUUGUAUUGAUUUGCUAAUAUUGCCGGCCUAUUAUGUGCAUCUCUUGACUGCGAGCUACUUAUUCUUCAUACAGUGUUUUGCUUGAGUUUACGUAAUGUCCCCUUCUCGCUCGCCAGUUCAGGGUGGUCAUUAGUGGUGUGAAAAGAACAUGUUGUGCUGCGGUUGUUAAUGAGGAGUAAACACAUUGGACCUGUUGUGCAAAGGUUCUGUCUCUCACGACAAAGGUUAUUGUUUCUUUUCAGCUUUUUUUGUCUCAUUUCUUCGCCGGACAAAAAUAACUUCUUUUGGACAGAAGUUGAGUCUCUCCAGCGACAAUCAAUGAGGCUGCCUGGAGGAGAAAAUGAGCGUCGCAGCCGCAGCGCCGCUCUGCCAGCAGUUGGCUGUUGCUGGUGUUUAUUUUCUUUCCUUCUGUUGCACAGACUGAUAUUGUUGUGCCUGCUUAUGCGUGCACCCAUGUGGUUCACAAUUAGAAUAAGAUUGACAGAAACUGUCCGGAAUUAUUUCCUUCAAAUCAGGAGCGACGUCGAAGGGGCGGCUGAUGGAAAUGUACAGGGAGGUUGAGUGGAAAUCUAAGAGGCGUUUUUAUUUCCUGCUGGAAGAAGAACAGAGACCAUUUGUUGUUUUUAAAGGACCAAGAAAGAGAAGUUUUUAUUUGUAUCAUUAUUCUGCAGCAUGAACAGAAAUAUUCAGUUUUAGAUGAGGUUAAAUUGUAUUUAAUGGGAGCUCGGCUAUUCCACUAAAUUAUCCAAAAAUUGCCUAAAAAGCAAAACCUCAGUGACUCCGAUGACCAGAACAUUUCUGAUUCAGUCACCCAACAAUAGAGGGAAACUGGGGUAAAUGUAUCUUCAUGCAUAUUAAUGCCAAUGGUUUCAAAAACUGACCCCCGACACUUGUAUUUAAAUGUAGACUCUUUAUUUAUUAAAAACAACAUGGUUGCACCUUAAACUUGAUUUACUCGUUGGAAACGCUCACAUCAGAUAAUCUGUAAAGUACAGAGUAGGGCUGCACGAUUAAUCAAUUUUAAAUCAUAAUCGGAUUAUUUGAUUAUGACGAUAUCAACAAAAUUAAAAUCCUUAAAUCGGUUUUCCUCUCUAUCAUGUCUCGUGCCUCCAGGCCACCAUAGGCUUCCCACACACACCAGUGUAAACAAACAUGGCGUUUGCAAAAGAAGGCGAUAAUUUCGUGGUUAAAUAGGACAAGAGCGAGUCAGUCGUGUUGAAUUGGUACGACUUCACAGUUUCAGAUGAAGAGUAAACCACUCCCCACUGCAAAGUCUGUCUGAAGGCGGUAUCAACCCGUCACCAUGGAAACUAAUUCAGGAGGAAACACUAAAGUUUUUUGUCAUGUCGGCGUUUCAGGUGACUGUAAACGGUACUUUUUGAAAACGGGUCAGAGAGUGAAUAAAUCUGUAAACGACGACCAUUUCAUCUCCGUGUGGAUGUCUAUCUGCGUCUCUGGAAACGAUCAUGUGACACACAGAGUAACUCUUUUAUGGCGCCAAAACAACCUUUACACACAUGCUCUGUACUCUUCUUCUGUCUUUUGUGUAUUUCCUGUGCAGCGUUACAGCGCCACAUACUGGCUUGGCAUAUGAACUACAUCGUUUUCAGUGGUUUUGCUUUUAGAGAUGAUAAAAAACAUUUUAUUUUUAAAGUGAAGUUUGGUGAAAAAAAUCGAAAUCGAGUUUUUAGAGAAAAGAGUCGUGAUUUUAUUUUUGGCCAAAAACGUGCAGCCCUAACACUGAAGCAUGUUUGACCUCUUAAAUCCAGUUUAUGUGGCCAGUAACAGUGUUUGGAGGUUUGGUUAAUUCAGUCGGUCAGUUUCCUAAAUAUACCACAUGAACAAUUAGCAUUUGUAUUAGGAAGAUCGAAUAAUUUCACGUUUUAGCGAGGCUCAUUACAAAUCUGUACGAGUCACAGGACGCUCUUCUUACACAGCAGAUACGGCCUUGGUCCUGUGAUACUUUACAGCCCCAAAAAUGCUUCGUAUCAACUUCUAUCUCUCUGAGGCCCCCUAAUCACUCCAGAACCCAGCUCUCUAGAAGCCCUCUCCACUGUUGCCAGGGUUUAGAGUUGUCUUUUUAAGUCAAGCAGUGUUUCUCUUUUUAAAAUGAUAGACAUUUUUAAUUAUAGCUGCAUGUUUUUGACCCAAAGAGAGUAAGAAAACCUCGGUGCUGAAGAACAGCGCAGGACGUCUCUGUUACAUAACAGAAAAUCCAGGUCCCCCCCCCGCCUUGUGAAACUCUUGUGUGACCUUUUGGACGAGUUGUUCGGAGAGUGCAGACCUCAUCUUGAGAUUACUCCAACACACCUUUACUCAUGUCCAGAGUUGACAUCUAACAUUUAAACUUACAUUUUUCUGUAAAGUUUGAAACACACAUAUUAUCGCCUUUUAUCCAGUCAGUAAAGAGACAGAACGGCAAAGAUGGUGAAUGUUUCCUCAAACCUAGACCCACAGUUGACUUCCACCGCCCUGCCGGUGUCUUCACUCGUUGUAGUUCACAACAUCUCACCCAAUAAUUUGCCACCAACCUGUUAUCUGUUGGCACAACAGAGACGGCUGCCUCCUGACCCGUGAAACCCCCCAGAAAAACAGCCCAACGCCGAGAAACGGUGCCUCUCAAAUAAGCUCUGAAGAAAAAGGCUUAUCCCUCAGCGCUCAGGGCGAUGUAGAAUUACCCUCUUUGGAUUUAUUCCACCGUGAUUCAUGAACUCAUAUUUUAGUCAUGAGAUUAUUCCCAUGCAUGAGACUCCACCUAGUGGAAGUGGACGUGUUGAUAAAUUCAUGUCAUCCAUUUUUCACUAGGUGAACCCUGGCUUUCCCCGACCUCUCAGCUGUUUUCUUCCACGUGUUAAAUUUGACUCAGAGAGCGUCUCGUACUCAGGAACAGAAACCAAGAGUUGACAUUGACAUUAAAAAAGGAGAGCUGUGUCACCUCUCAGGUGUGAUACCGGUCCUGAUGGAUUUCAGGGACCUGGACCGCUUUGAGGCUUUCACAUUUCGACAGAUACUGAAGCGACACACUCGAUUUACAGCUUUCAGGUCACGUGGUUCAUCUCCGUCUGAGUGUGUGACCUCCUCUAUUGUUGCCUUACCCUUGUGUGUAGUAUGUGUGUGUAGUAUGUGUGUGUGUUUUAAUCUGUCAAUCUCUCCCACAGAGUGAGUUUGUUUUGAACGCUGACCAGUAUUUAGCCCACUAUCCUCCUCUCAUCUCUCCCUCUGCUGCUCCUGUCAUUUUAUUUCCCAGCUCCCCACCGGCCCGCCGACAAAAGAAUAUGGAAGAGCCGUCGUUUUCAUCUAUUCUCUGUCCUCUCUGCUCCCUCAGCCCUAUUGAUUUUUCAUUGUGUGUGUGUGUGUGUGAGUCGGUAUGCGUGUGUGUUCGCACAUGUGUGCAUGCUAACUGUUCGGUGUUUGUGUCUGCCUGUAGGAAACCAGAGGAUCUGUCCAGGGAGGUGAAUCAGAUCCAGCAGAGAGAAAUCGCUCUGAAAGAGCAGAACUACACACUCAACAGCCGGUAACACACACACACACACACUCACACACACACACACGACCGUGAAAUCCCUCUCUCUGCCUUUUUCCCUCCAUUCUGCCUGCAUGCCUCACUCCCCUCAUGUAUCUAUUAGAGCGUAUCUCUGAGAAGUCCUUAAUUGUCACAAAGUUAAUUAAACCGGUCCUGAUUCUGAUAGCACUCCUGACAGUAACCACUGGUGUGUGAGCGUGUGAGUGAGCGUGUGUGAGAGAGAGAUUGUGAUUGAGAGAGAGAGAGGGGGAAUUCGCUAAUUAAACUUGUCCUGUUUAGGCAGAGGUGAUGUCUGCGGGGAGAGCGGUGCGCAUGCUCCGACCGGCUCCUGCUGCGGCUCAGUCCGACUAAGAAAGCUUUCAUUAGCUAACAAGCAUCUCUCUUGUGCUCGGCGUAUUGGACUCAUUAUGAAGUAUUAGAAACUGCAGAGCGGAGACAGUGUGUGUGUGUGUGUGUGUGUGUGUGUGUGUGUGUGCACGGGUGAAAGAAGUGUGUGUUAUAGUUAUUGCUCUAUCGAUGAAACCGGGUCAAAAAUCAUUUCUCAAAGAUUUCCUCCGAGUUCUGCGGUGUCGGUCGGGUUUAGUCGUCUGUAUCAUCCCAAAUUGACCGUGAGUGUCUUUCUCUAAUAGUCCGACCGGCACCAAUCAACCCGUUUCCCCUCUCCUCUCCUCUGUUAUUAACCUCCCCUCACACUUCCUCUUUGUUCAUUCAUCCCCGUCUGUCAGCGUGAGGAGCGUGGAGCGAUCCCAGUCCGAGCUCCGGGCAGAGCUGACCCAGCAGCGCGGCAAGACGCUGGAGGAGCAGAAGAAGAGGGAGACGCAGGACUCGCUCGUCCGCCGCCUGCAGAACAGAGUGCUGCUCUUAACCAAGGUGUGUUUGCAGCCGCACAAACCUCUCCACCAUCACCCAAUCCGUGUGUCUGACUCUAAAACAGUCAGGGUACAGGAGGUACCUGAAACUGAAGGCCAGCACAGAAUCACUAAUCUUCUCUUUACCCUCCUCUCCCUCUGAUUGGUCGGUGAGUGUCACGUGACUCCUCAAAGCUGUCCGCUCGGCUCUGCAGUUCCUGACUAGACCUCUCUGUGAUAUUGAUUUCUCUGUGUGUGAGAUUCCCUAGGUCAACAUGCUCAGUCUCUUCGUACACAAAACACACACACACACACACACACACACACACACACACACACACACACACACAGACACACACGCACCAUCAUAACUGAAGAGCUGCAGGAAUGCUGAAAAUAUGGCCCGGCAGAAGGCUGUUCUGGCAGAGACUACACACCAUCAGAGGAAGAUUAAUUGUUAUUUAUGGUCCGGACUCAGUGUGUUUUAAAGACGAUCUGUUCCUGUUACUGUCUGGUGCGGAGCCGUUCAGCCGUGCCCCUUUAUUUAUUUAAGGACGGUCUGAGAAACAUUUAGUUUCCAUCUGGACGAAUAUUUAUAAUUUAGCUGUAUCAACAAGUUUAGUGGGUAUAAACACGUCUUAACUAACCGCAUCUCCUGCUGCUGCUCGAGUGAAUUUAACCAGUUAUUCCUCAAAGCUGUAAUUCCAGAGAUUUUUAUUACAACAAUAAAACAAAACAGGAAAUUCAAAGAUGAGAAGUAAAGGAACCUGUUAGGGUAAAUCAGACAUGAUGUACAGGGAGCAGGUGACCGGGUAAUUCUGAUAGGGUGAGCAGGUCUUCUCCUCCCUGAAAGGUUUCUGAUUCACAUGCAGUAAAAACAUGGACACUCUGUGCCGUCUUCAGGUCUUCAGGUCUUCAGGUCUUCAGGUAGUCUAGUCCACAGCUGUGGGCUGUAAUAAUGAAAAGCUGCUGCACCGUGAGUCCUAGCCCUGACUUUAGGCACUCUAUUAGAAGACCACUACCUGGAGACCUGAGGUUCAGAUCUGAUUAACAGGCUGGAGCUUUAAAAACCAAUAAAAGAUCCUUAAAAUUAGGGAUGGGAAUCAAGAACUGGUUCUUGUUGAGAACCGUCUCCAAAUGGUUCAGUCCAUCGACACUGUUUACUCGUCUAGUGAGAAAUGUUCCAUGGUGCAAAAAUACAGUUGGUAUGAUUAAUAUGCGCUAAUAUUUUUAACAAGAUAAUAUUACUGUAAUUAAUUAAUCACGAUCAACGCGUUAAAGCUGAGGCCUGAAUUAUUAUUGAUAAUUUGGUUUGAUUUGAUGCUCGAUGUUGGUGCGUUUAGUCCUGGAGGUUGUUUCCCCUCUUGGCAGAAUCAUAAAUCGUUUUUCACUUCAGCUUCAGGGUCAAGUCACCACGCUUUUGGACGUCCUCGCACGUCCUCGCCAUCGUCUCAACUGACCGUCAAACUUCUUCUCUCUGGACUUUAAUAACUCCGAGACUUCAUUAGACAGUCGAUUAAUAUUGAUUUAAUAAACUCAAAGUAAAAUGUGACCUGAUAGCUGACUCGAUGAGCUCAAACGUUAUUGAUCUCUGGUCUUGACAAAUGCUGUAUUGGGUGUUUAAUGGACCCGGAUAUUGAUCCUCAUUCCUAAUUAUAAUUAUUAAAAUGAUUGACUAAGGUCUUCUCAACAUGAUAUAAUAACACUCCUCAGUCAUCUAUCUGCAGAGACCCUGCUGUCUCUCUCUGGAUGUCCCACCUCUCUGCUGUGAUUGGGACAUUUCUGGCUGUCAGUCAUCGGACAGUAGACGUUUUCCUCCUGUGUAGCGUAGAAGGUCGGCGCUCCGAUCACCUCACUGCUCAACGUUAGAUCUCUGCCUCUGCAGUGUUAGACAAACAAAAUCAAUAUGUGAUUUUUGUUAAUGUGUUUAUUGUAAAAGCCCCGGUGUCAGUUACAGUGACACAAUUGAACACAGACGUACAACAGUUAUUAACACUCAGUGGUGCAGGUUUGCUUUUGUUGUCGCUCACAACUGCAGAAAAAUACUUCCAAUGUUCAAAUCCAUGAGACAAGUGUUGGGGGACCGGCAUAUAAUAUUGCAUUCAUAGCAAGUUAAUAAAAGUUUUUGGAUUUUUCAUGAUAUAUAUAUUUUUUUCUCUAAUUCAGUUUGUUUUAAAUAGUUUUCAGAAAGGAUUUGUUCGUUUUUAUUUUUUUUUAUUAGUUUUAGUUUUUCAUACUUGGCAAUAAGGCUCUUGGGUGAUUUUAAUUUUGACUUUGAAUUAUCAGCUGUGUCUGAAAUGGAUCCCUAACCCCUAUGUAGGCGACUAUAUGGGAGUUAGCGCCAUUUUGAGGGGUGUCUGAAACCUGAGUGAUCAAUUCCAAUGCCCCAUAUAGGCCACUCAAAAUUUCCCAUAAAGCAUUGCAAAAUGUAGUGACCAUCUGAUGGUCACUCACCGGUGGUGGUCAUCCCGUCAUGCAUUGCGUCUUGCCAUGUAGUGUCCGAAACCUCCGGUGACUGAGCUCACUACAUAGUCAACUAGAAAAGCACUCAGAGAGCGCAGACCUCCGCCAAGCAGCUCAUGUCCCCCCUUAAACAAGAAAUGCACUGACCGGGAUUUGAACCCAGGACCUUCUGAUUGUGAAGCGACAGUGCUAACCACUACACCACUGUGCCGCCCAUUUGUUGUCUUUCAGCAUUGAAAAUUCCAACAACACCCUUAUUUUUGUGUGUUCUGGAUCACAGUAUCCAGAAUUUUGUCCGGAUCACCACCAAAAUGUAAUGGGAUCCUCCUGGGGCUGAGACACACCUCUGGUGAAAAUUUCAGGUCAAUCUGUCUGUAACUUUCUCCGUAAAGUUGCUAACAGACAAACAAACAAACAAACCAACGCUACCGAAAACAUAACCUCCUUGGCGAAGGUAACUAUAUAGUGAAACCCCAUAUAGGGGUUAGGGAUUAGAGAUUGAGUGAUUUAUUUCAGACACAGACAUAGUUUUUAUUUAUUUCAGUUAACAAAGAUGUUCUUUAAAUUCUCUUUUUCGUCAUUUAGUUAGUUUUAAUUAACGAUAAUAACCCUGAUUCAUAGGCAACUCUGAAAAUUCAUUUUUACCAACAAUAAGAGGAAGUUUGACUUUUAACAAACACAAUGAAACUUGUGGAGUAGUUAUCGUCUAUUUAUAGUUAUCGAGGUGAACUGUUCAAUAUAUCGUGAUAUUGAUUUGAGGCCAUCUCGCCCAGCCCUAUUUACUGUAAAUAAAUAUCUCAGAGAGCUGAUGGAUCGGGAAAUAGUUCUCGAUUUAAGAACUUCAAACGCUACAUCUGCUGAGCUGUUAGACGGAUUCACAGCCGCACAGGAGCUGCAUGUUGUUGACUCGGUUAGAUCCGGUUGUGCAGGAAGACACAAACAGACUGCAUCUCGCCAAAUGAUCCACGCUUGAUUACAACAAAUGUGUGACUUGAAUUUGAUUGUUUAUUACACUAUUGCAUCGGCUUACAACACGUUCUUUAUUUUGAAUAUCUUCCAACAUAAUAAGACAAAAUAAGAUAAAUUUCAUAGAUCGACAGACCCUGCAGAGCUUUAAAGCAGAAAACGUCACUGAGAAAAGACCCAAUAACUAAUUAGUCAUCAAAGUUUUCAGCAAUUCAUUUUCUAUUGAUCAACUUCUUAAUUAAUUGACCGUCUAUUUUAGCCUGAAUGGAUCCUCUCCGUCCACCUGGGGGACCGACUGUGUCCACAAACAGGCUCAUAGAUCAAUGAUGAUGAAGUGCAUCGACAGCAGUUGUUAAAGAAGCGGAGAAGAUAUCGAAUUUCAUCUCCCCGUCUCUCUACCUCGUCUUUAUGCUUCUGUUUACUUUGAUUUUUUUUAGUCCCUCACAGCUGCCGGUGCAGGACGCACUCAGAAUAGCCGCACGGCGGAUUAAACAGCUGACAUGAAAGCAAUUUUAAAAAAUAGCAGAUAAAAAAAAGCAGUAAUGGCUCUUUUAUCACUUCGUCCUCCUGCUGCCUGUUUUUUUUAAAUCAGAGAAGAAGAGGAGACAGAUUUUUGAUUUAGAUUCACUGAGUUUCAUGGAGUGUUAAUAGACUGUAAAUAGCCAAAGGGCCUGAUGGUCAGGACUGACAGCUGACCUCUGAUUGGGUCUCUCUCCCGGGUGUCUGUCCUCUCGCCGGGUUUCUCUCCUCUUUAUGUUCACUAAAAGAUGUACGAGGCGAUCGUGUAAUGCUGCAUGACAAAUGACGCUGCCAGCACCAAUAAAGUUGACGAAAGGACGAUUUUUCAUCCAGAGUUAUUAAAUGAAGCCGACUCAGUCGUCUUUAAAUGGAUUACAUUGCUUUUGAAAUGGCUAAUCAGCGGCUGAAUCUGAUUAGGGUAAUCACAGUUCGGUUUUAGAGACUAGUCUACAAGAUAAUCGGGCGGGACAGCUGCAGCACAAAGACUUUCACAUGCAGGAGUCACAGGGUCCGAAUGCAAAGCACCACUUAGCGAUCAACAAACAGCACAUGCUGUUAUCGGAGCUGGUAUUCAUUACCUGACUUCCACCUAAAUUGCAUUUGCUCCCCUAAAUUAGCCCCGCUAAUAAUCGUCUAUUGAGCUUUCAACGACCCUCAAAACUCAAGGAUGGUCCUGAGCAGCCGGGCUGUUUGUGAGACGGUUAUUAAAAGCCUGAAGCCGCGCGCUUCAGUUCAUGAUGCAGAGCAGACCAACGCAGAGAGGCGAGGACAUGCAUCAUCCUAACAGUCUUGACUGACAGUGAAUUUGCAUUCAUAAAGCGGCUGUUUGCCUGUUUUUACUCAGAUUAGAUUGAUCCCGCUCGUUAUGUUGCUUGGCAACCAGUGCAUCUUAAAGAUGUAAUUCAGGGAUUAAAUGUAGAAAUCGUUUAAAGUCAUAACUGAAGCUGAGUUGAUGUAUGAUGUGAUGUUUGAGAUGUCUGUAGGUUGUUUAAAUGUUUAUUAGUCGGUAAAAACGGUGAAAUAAGAUUUUUAAUUCACACGUUUUAAACCCGGAGGAUCUUCAGUCAGAGGCUGAAUGGAGAUGUGAACCCUGAGGACCUCAUCUGUAGGUGCUGACAUGUUACUCUCAGAACUGACCUCACUGACUCCAGGAUACGGCUGCUGAUCUGUCCUUUCUAUGAUGCAGUCUUUGGUCCUUGGUCUGUGCUCCUCUGUCUGUGGUCUUCGGUCUGUGGUCCUCAGUCUGUGGUCCUCAGUCUGUGGUCCUCGGUCCAUGGUCCUGACCCGCUAAACACUUUAAAAAGGCUCAGCUCACAUAUUCUUUCGCAGUGAUUAGGGCUGCAGCUAUCGGAUAUUUUAGUACUCGAGUAUUCUACCGUUUAUUCCAUCGAUUAACCAGAUAAAACAUAAUUUUUCUCAGUUAAACUUCCUGUAAGGAACUUUUAAUUGGAUUUGAAAAAAUCUUGUUUCUGCUGAUGUCUCCUUGUCACUUCAUCUGUGUGAAGAGAAGUUAUUUCCAGUGGUAGGGUCGGGACCACAAACGAAACGAUUUACGACACAAGCAUUUGUUCUCUUUCUAUUUUGCGCUGAAAACACACAUAUUACCGUCACUACACUAACCCUGACAACAUCUUACAGCAGGAGACAGACAGACAGACAGACAGACAGACAGACAGAGCAGCUCUGUGACACUAACUUCCGACACCUUUUUAGCCUUUUUCUAAUUUUAUCUUUUUCUCUUUCUUCGUUGCUUUUUUGUGUUUUCCUCUUGUUUCCCUCCUCAUCAUUCAUUUUUUCCGCUCCACAAAACCAAAGCCGCGCUUACUCCUCCAAGCGCGUUGUGUCACCUUAAAGAUAAUCCAGAUUUGAGUUCAUAAACGAGUACUGGAAAAUUCCUCCAUCAUUUUUUGUAAUUGAGGAACUCGAGGAAUGGUAAAAUAAUAUUUGACUGUUUGGUGUUUUUGUAGCUGUUAAGAUGACGACAGUAAACGGAGUCUGUCAUGUAUCAGGCUCAGAUCGGCCUAAAUGCAGACGCCAGAGAAAGAGCGACUGUUCACAAAAACUUCAGUCUGAGGUCGCUCACAGGAGGUCAGUCAGCAUCAGGCAAAGGUACGAAAACGGUGCAGAAGGAAACGAGACGAUCUCUCAGGGACUGAGAGCUGAGGGGAGUUUAAAUCCACAAAGACAUAACGGGAAACAGGUGGAAACAUGAGGGAGACGAUCUUCACUGGGGAUUAUCUCACAGGAGGACGGGGCUGGAAGUAAAUGUCGAGGACGAGGGGGACGAAUGAGACAUUUCAAAAUAAAACAGGAAAAAACGGGAACUUUACUUCAGUGGAUAAUGAGAUGACAUGAAAUUGUCCGAGUUCAUUUAGAGACUAAAACAAACCGAUCAUGAGGAGGAAACGUUGAUUUAGAGGCAGCCGCCAAACUCUUCCAGAUAUUUCUUUGUUUUUUAAUCGUCACCGACCCUUUACCUCCUCUCUCUUUUUUGUUUUACUUGUCUUCGCUUUCUAAUUCCUUCUGAAAAGAGCUCUCUUUUCCUCCUAUAUGUUUUCUUUUGUGGUUUUGGGAGCCGCACACAGACAUGCGUGUUAUUUGUUCUAAUGAACAUCACACAAAAACACGCUGACAGACACUCAGGAGUUAUUUGGAGAUAGCGGUUCAGUCUGAGUGACACUUGAAAAGGCGUCCACUUGAGGAGGUUUUUAUCCCCUCUUCUCAAAAAGCAGUAACUACUCGGUGUGAUGAUUAGCUGGACAAACUGCUUGGCUGAGGACACGUCUUUCAUUCCAGGAUUAUCGAGGAGAGCGAAUCCAUUAGAAUGUUUUAAAUGAUCUCAUCACAUUUCCGAUAAGAGAGAUGAGGCAGAAUAAUAUGAUAUACUUCACUCUCAGAGACGUUUCUCUGUCAUAACUCUGAUUUAAUUUCUAGAUUUAUUCUUCAUCCUUCCUCCACAAAGACGUUUGUCUUUGAUUUGAUUAUUACACGAGAGGGAACUUGGAUGUGCGAGACCGUAACCCUGAGCUUCUCUUUUCACCGCCGCCUCGUUCUUUGUUCCUCAUUUACAAAGGCGUUUUCUUGUCAUAUUAACACAACACGCCAUCAAACAAGAGCAACACAGACGGAGAAAAACACGGAGAGCUUUGAUUUUCUGCGUUUGCCCACUCGUGCACUAAAGUCCUGCGUAUCUGAUAAAAUUUGGUUUAAUCGGGACUUCUUCUUUGGUUUUAGGAACAUUAACGGCAGAAUUUAAAAACUCUUUGUCUUUUUUUUUUUAAUCUCGCAGGAACGAGACGGAAUGCGUUCCAUCCUGGGAUCCUACGACAGCGAAUUCGCGCCGACUGAGUACUCGCCUCAGCUCAGCAAACGCCUGAGGGAGGCCGAGGAUGUUCUGCAGAAGACGCAGCACCACAACGCAGAGCUGGAGGUGAGCGUAACCUGGGUUUGAUCGAUGCUCGUCUGAGCGGCAUGACGGUCUCAGUCUGUAUUUUUAGGAUUAAAUAUUUUACUUACAAAAAUGGAGCUUUUACACACAUUUGCCUUUAAAUUCUAAAACAUCAAUUUGUUGUUGUACUUUUCACAUAAAAUAUUCAGGUGAAAUGACACAUUUAACAAGUCAGAAUUAUAGGAUUAUAUGUUAGGGGACACCACUUUAGCAAAGAGAGGAUGAGACAAGCAGAGCCCGAUUUGUCCACAGGGGGCGCCAAAGUCGUCACAAACUGAAAGUUCCUUACAAGAGCUUUAAGUUUUGUAUAAUAAUGAAGGAAAAUGUGUUAAAGUCUGUGCUGCUUCUACGAAUGCUGAUGUUAUUCGUAGAAGUGCAAUAAUGUAAAUACACACAGAGGUGAACUACAAUAAAAAAAACCUUAGUUCUGUGCUACAGUGUAAUAAAAAAUACAGAUUUUAACAUUUAAGGUGAAGCCAAACAGGCGCUGUUGUAAACUAGGGGUGUCCCAACAAGGGUACCUCAGGAUUCGAUUUGAUUAUGGGAGCUUCAGUUCUUUGAUUAUAAUGAUUGUAGAUUCGAUUAUUGGUGCCACGAUUCUUUGAUUAUCGCCAUUUUUGACGCUUUUUUUUUCCAUACAAGAUUGAUUUUGUCGUCAUCUGUGGCUACAUAUGUAAAUAAACAGCCUAUCAAUGAACUCAGCUCCUCUAAAACUAAACUCAAUAAGUAAAUUAUACAAAAUAUUUUAUUUUAUGACUGUAUGACAUUAUUAUUAUUAAUUUUUUAAGCAUUCACGUUAAGUAAUCGAUGCCAAAUCGUCACAUAAAACAUCAUUGAAUUGCAACCACCUCACAGAUUUUUAAUGAAUUUGUAAUGUUCGCACAAUAACGCAUCAGAAUUUUGACGGUCUGUGAGCGGUGAUUUCUAGAAGCUUUGGCUGAAGUAAUGCUGAGUCAUCUGAAAAUCAGCCUGCUUUAUUGUUUUCACUGUCGAGUUUCAGUUUUUACCGCCUCUAGGGUAACAAUCGGGAAGUUUUGUUCACUGUAAAUUGCGUUGAAUUCCUGGUAUCGAUGAGUCAAACAGAUCUGUUACUAAUAUUAAGACAGAGAGCGGCGUAGAGGGGCGCACACAGAGGAGUCAGACUGACACGGCGAGUGAGUCAGAUAAAAGUCGAAACUCUGUGAAGAAGCAGAAACCGAACUCACUCGUCUUAAUUUAAACCAGUUCGUCUCUGUUUUUGUUUUUUGUGCCGGAUGUUAAAAAUGUCAAAGAGUCACCACGAGUCAAAGCACAAAACACCUGAGCCAUCGAACCCACUCGAACCUGAGCGCAGAACACAGACAAAUCGAAUCGAAUACAAGCAGAUAAAGUGACGAUCAAAUGGAGAAAAACUCUACCUCACAUGUCUGUCCCUUACAUUUAGGCUUAUUGACUAAAAACUGACUGAAGUGCACUUUACGGCACACAGAGACUUGGUGUCUUAAACAGAGGAGGCUCAUUGAAUGAACCGUCUCUGGAGAAAGUAGCUGUGUGUCUGUCGGCGCUGUAUUUCAGUCAGAUAAAGACACACAGAGCCAUUGUUUGAUUUCUAUAUUUAUCACAUUUAUUCCCCUUUUCUCUGUCCUUGGAUUCAGGCCCAGCUGACCAAAGCUCAGGAGGAAACAGGGAGUCUGAAGCUGCAGCUGCAAGCAGUAUGUACACCUGCACAAACACACACACACAUGUUUUUCUGUCGUCUACAGUCAUGUUUAUAGAAAACAGAAUGAGAGGAUGGCAGUAGUUGUAGUCAGACACGAUGGUGGGGGUUUAGAGAUGUUUUGGGGUUGACUCAUAAAAACCUUUUGGGCCUUUUGUCAGAGAGCUGGGUCUCUAAAACACUCCUCAAAAAGGACCAAAUGGUUGGAGACAAAGUGCUGGAGAGUUCUGAAGUGGCCAACAAUGAGUCCGGGUUUCAGUCCCAUCGAGCACCUGUGGAGAGACCUCCAAAUUACUGUUACAGAAAGGCCUCCUUCAAAUCUGAGAGACCUGGAGCAGUUAGUAAAAGAGGAGCGGUCCAAAACUCCAGCUGGGAGGUGGAAGAAGCUUCUCGAGGGUAAAAAGAACUGACUGGUUUCACUUAUUUUUACCCGAGAGUGUGCGACCAAACAGUCCAGGGUGCCAAGAAUCUUGUCCAGAACGCUUUUUAAAUGUUUGUUUCAAUUCUUGUCAAUCUUGUUUUUUUUUCUUUUCUGCAGUUUUUUGUUAUUUUAAUUCACAUAAUUGAAAGAUUAAUUACUGUAAUUGCAUCAAUUCUCUUUAAAAAAUUCAAAUACUUCCAUCCUUUACUUUGUUUAGAGAGACUUUUAGUGCUCUAUGAAAUUUUUUUUUGUUUUUUCCAAAUUCAGUUUUUUCCGUUUUCAUUUUUUAGAAUUUCAUUUUUUACCUUCUACACUGAUGUAUCACCAUAGGGUGUGUGUUUUUAGUGUCAGUAAAUAAAAUGGUGAUUAAUGAAAUGUAAAUAUUCCUAAAUUUAAAGCUGUAAUACAUCAUUGUCCAGUAUUUCAAGUCAAAACAUAAUGUAAUAAUAAUAAUAAUAAAAAUAAUAAUAUCUUGCAUUUGUAUAGUGCCUUUCAAGAUACCCAAAGCGCUUAACGACACACUACAAUGAACAUAACUAGAAACCAAAAGCCUGGAUAAACAAUACCAUAACGUUGUACCAAUAAGUGGUUGAAGUACAAAGUUUUAAUAGUUUUUAACUGUAGUUAGCAUUAGCAGCAGCAGCACAUUGUUUUUCUUUGUUUUUCACGAGGGUUUCAGACGACAAGUGGUCGGAUUUUGAGUCAGAGUCAGAGAAUCGAUUAGUCGAAUUUUGGUGGAAAAUUUCAGGGUUUUAAUCAACUAAGAAUUUCUUCGGUUAAUUACAACCCUAGAAGUAAUAUCCAGUCCAAAGUCCCUGAACUUCAGCCGUCUGCUCUCACGGGUUUCUCUUGAGUUUUGGUUCUCCUCGCAGGUUCACGCUCCUUCCUGUGACUCAAACUUGCUCCGGUACCUCAGUGACUAACAUGCUGACAGAACAGCUCUGUUUAAUUCUCUGAAUGUUGGUGCUGAAGGUCCGUGUGGCAGCUGGAUUGGAGCCGAAGGUUUCUCCUCUUGUUUCCUUCGUCUUUCAUCCAAGCUGAGGUGACGUUAAUUGACGAGCUACAUGAAGAGAGCGAGUAAUAAGGGGACAUCCUUUCUUAAAACUCUGCCUCAAAGUGAUAGUCGCCAGGUGCACUGAAAAGAUACCGGCGUCUGUGAAUGACGUUAAGUCGUCUAAUCGGUGUGUUUUUGCGGAUUAAUUGGGCGCAGUUCAUCUGUUACCGUACAGACAUCUGGAAAUGAAAGUUUGAAAAAGUCGACCCCUCCAACGCGGCGCAGAAGUUGGAUGAAACAGAGAGGUGGCAGGUGUGACCUGAACUCUCCUACACGCUCCGUGACUGUGUCUUUGUGUCUUCACUUGUUCCCUGAUCUCCCGUCUUUUCAUGGCUCCUUGUUGCCGAGGAGACAUCAACACAGCCAUGGCAAUGAGUAUUGACGCGUGAAAUCCACCUGUCUGGUAGAGCUGUAAUUACUUAUCCGUCUUGGGGAGGCUGGGAGCUAAGAUGAGCCGAGAGACAGACAGACAGAUGCUGUCAGAAAGAGAGGGAAAUGGGCGAGCAAAUGUAAAUGAGGGAUGAUUGCAGAGAAAGAAAAAAGAGUUCAGAGAAAAGCCAACUAAAACAUUCCAAGGAAAUGAGUCUGUGGACUAAUGGUGUAUUGAGGAUAUGUUUUUUUCCUUCUUCUGGAUGUCUGCUUAGAAAGAUAGCAGCACACUAAAAUAGAGUGCUCCGGAUUUAUCUGCAGCCAAAAGGUUUGUGCCAGGCGCUCGGCCAAAGGUGCUCGGAUGUUUGUGCACAAGGCCCAUUUUCUCCUCUGUGUGUCCCAGGUGGAGCUGGAGCUGGAGUCCGUAAAGAAACAGCAGACAUCCGCCGCUGACGGCAGCUCCUCAGCGGCCAAAGAGGAGGUCAGCACACUCAGGUAGUUAGCACGCACGCACACACACACACACACACAACCUGUUGCAGAAGCAAACUGCUCAGAAUCAGGGAAAUUAGAGAUCCAUGUUCUGUUUAAAGUUUGUAUGGGUUUAUGAUCGGGAUGUUCCCAGCGGUAAAUUUCACUGACGGUUAAACGACCAUUUUGAAAACAAAUAUUCAAAUACACGAAAAUUAAUUAACUCCCAGAAAACAGCCCAAAUUGAGCGCAUGUUGAUCUAAAUGACCAGGUAUCAUCUGAAAUAAAUAUUAAGAGUUCAUGAAAGCCAAGCUUAUAAUAUUUAAAUAUGUUACAGAAUCUUAUUUUAGCUGGAGAACAACAUAAAGUAUGUGAAAGAUCAAAGCAAUUAAGCUCCGCCCCGCUGCGCUCAAGCCAAGCAGCCGAUAAGUUUUGCUAUUCUGGGGAUAACGAUAUAAAUCACAUUAAAAAGAUAUAAUUCCUAUUAGAGAUGGGCAAUAAAUUAUUGUUCACGAUAAAUCAUCAGAAAAAUCCUCCUUGAUAAAUAUUUGAUAAAUACGAUAAAUGGAAGUUGAUGACUGGAGCGCAGGAUAACAAACAAACCGAAGGUAAAGAAGAAGAUGUUUCGGAGCAGCUGGUUACUGAACGAGGCUCCACAUGAAGGAUUUCCUUCAAGGUUGGGGUUUAGAUGAGUUCAAUCAGGUCUGCUUGACAUCGGACUGUGGAUCUGCUGCUGUUCACUCUGUGCAAUAAGAGUUUUCAUCAAAUGUUAAACAUGUUUUCACAUUUCAGACUUUUUUGAUUUCAUUCAUCAAACUUGUGGUUAAGUAUCUUAUUUGACUUCUCCAACUCGUGUUCUCAAGACACAGUAAGUCAAAAAUAUAGUCUGGAAUUAUAAUAUUUUUUAUCUGGACUUUUAUCGUAUCGGCAGAACGGCAAAACCUAUUGUAAUCAAUUUUUUAGCCUAUAUCCCCCGUCCCCGAGACAUCUGGAGACACUUCUAGAAAUAACAUCAAAUUAUGGUCCAGGGAAGUUUUCAUGGAUGUUUAUUCAUGGUUCCUCUUUUGCACCAUAAUGUUUUAAUCUCAGUGAAGAACAGUGAAGUGAUUUCCACUACAGAGUCAUACCUGUUUAAUGCAGACUCAUAGAUCACAGCCAUCCAGUAUUUUGGCCUCAUCCUAGCUGCACAGAGAUUCCUCCUGAACCUUUGGAUGAGAUCUUAGAUGAAGUUUUCAAAUGUUUUGAGGAAUCGCUGAACUAUUUUCUCCCCCAGUGUCUCAUAGAGCGAUAACCUCGUCUCACUGACCUGUUGCAGAUGAACAAAAUCAGUUGGCAGACGUUCCUCCAGGGUGUUUUUAUCAGCAUCAUACAACCUUUUUAGAAUAGUUGACGUCCCUUUCUGAACUGUUUUUAAACAUCAAAUUUAGACUGAUUUAGACGACGUUUCAUCGAAUGUCUUUGCACUUUUUCACUUUUAUCCAAGCCUCGAAUGAAUUCCACUCAUCCAGAUCAACAUUUUACACAGCGCCCCGACUCUAAUAGAACUGGGAUUGUGUAAACCAAGGGUGGAUUAACUCGGUCAGGCCCUGUAUGCUUAGUCUGGGAGCAGAGCUUCUCCUCGAGGAUCACUCUGUUGAAUCAACAAUGAGCAAACUUGUUAUUCUACAAGGCGAGGCGUUAAUAAUCAAGUAAGUGAGUGAGUGUGUUUGCGUGCAUCUUUCAGACAGAAAAUCGAGGAGUUAGAGGCUGAGCGGCAGCGUUUGGAGGAGCAGAACAACAUCCUGGAGAUGAGACUGGAGAGACAUAACCUACAGGUGAGGCGCCAACGCUUUCCCGCAACUGUUCUCUGUGAUGGAUUUACCCGUCUGGCACAAAGGAACCAAUUUGAUAACCCCGAUGGCAGAAGCUGAGUCCAUAUGACAUCGCAGAUUGAUUCACACAAACGCUUCCCGUAUCUGACGGCUUUUCAAACACAAUUGGACCCAGGUGUGAUUCCAAGACGGUCCAAUGGAAAAGUCUUAGAACCUGUGGCUGGUUUUAAAUUCCUCCUUUAUUGGCUGAAGGGAUUAGAGCGAACAGAGCGGUAGGGUGAAGGAGAGAUAUCACCAAAAUAAAUUUAGACCCUCCCCGGAGUCUGCCGGGAAUGAAACCGGAGUGAAAUGAAUCUCGGAGCGCACACAAACACACCCAGGCAUGCAUGAGUGUGUAAAUCUAAUCCUGGUACUUUCAUCUCACAAAGUUACUUAACUAACUCCCUCCCUGAUACCUGAUCCCUUCUCCCUUUUAAAUUGGCCUAUCUAUCUACCUGUGUGUGUGAGUGAGUGUGUGUGAGUGUGUGUGUUUCAUCUCAGCCAGGUCCUCUCACUGGCCUGACUCAUACUGUGCCAAACUAAGCCUACCGGGGCACUUUAAUGAAACGAGUGUGGGCAAGCGUGUUGGUUCCAUUUAGCCGAGGGCUGAAUGAAAUCCAUGUGUUCUCAAGCAUGACUACCACUUUUAAGGCAAUUGACAGCAGAGUAUAUGCGUGGGAGCGUGUGUGUGUGUGUGUGUGUGUGUGUGUGUGUGUGUGUGUGUGUGUGUGUGUGUGUGUGUGUGUUUGGAUGUGCACAGGUUUCAAGGUUGCACGGUCAAUGGAUCAGUUCUUAAGAGCUAAUUCUUAUGACUCCUCUCUGGUCUGAUGCACACCCAGAGACCGCUACAUCGGAGCGUAUGAAGAGAUGAGUGACUGAACGACUGGAGGAGCGUUUGAAAGGAGAAAUGGGUGUCUGAAUGAGUGGGCAUGAAUGACUUACUGAAUUGACUGCUUGGAUAAACGGACAAUGGGAAUUUUUAUUGUAUCAACCUGCAUGUCAGAUUCAUGUGGCCUAACCCAUCAUUUCAGUCCGGUCCCUAUAUUUAGACCACUUAGAGGAGCGGGACUGUCGAAGCCUGAUACCACUGUAAAGCUACUGCCUUUUACGACCUCCAACUCAAUUAUCCGACCAGUCAUCUGACCCUUAUCAGUCAGAUUUGCUCUGAGGGUCUAUUUAAAUAGACACUUAAUUGAUUUCUCAAACUUGGUUCUUUUCAUGUUUGAAGGAUUAGAGUCGAUGAUGUGGUUCUUCUAUCUUCGUCGAGCAGUGACCUUCAGCUCUUGCUGGGGCGGUUCGCGGCCGAGUGUGAAGCGGCUGGGAUGCGAAUCAGCACCUACAAGUUUGAGGCCAUGGUCCUCAGUUGGAAAAAGGUAGAUUGCCUUCUCCAGGUCGGAGGGGAGGUCCUGCCUCAAGUGGAGGAGUUCAAGUAUCUCGGGGUCUUGUUCACGAGUGAGGGUAGGAUGGAGCGAGAGAUCGACAGGCGGAUCGGAGCGGCGUCAGCAAUGAUGUGGACUCUUAACCGAUCAGUCGUGGUGAACAAAGAGCUGAGCCGUAAGGAGAGACUCUGGAUUUACCGGUCGAUCUACGUGCCGAUCCUCACCUAUGGUCAUGAACUUUGGGUAAUGACCGAAAGAACAAGAACGCGGAUACAAGUGGCUGAAAUGGGUUUCCUCCUCAGGGUGUCCGGGCUCAGCCUUAGAGAUAGGGUAAGGAGCUCGGACACUCGGGAGGCGCUCAGAGGAGAACUGCUGCUCCUCCACAUCGAGAGGAGUCAGCUGAGGUGUUAGGACGCCUUCUGGACGCCUCCCAUUAGAGGUGUUCCAGACUUGUCCCCCCAGGAGGAGACUUUGUGGCCGGCCCAGGACCAGGUGGAAGGAUUAUAUCUCUCGCCUGGCCUGGGAGCACCUGGGAAUCCCCCCAGAGGAGCUGGUGGAAGUGGCCGGGGUGAGGGCCGUCUGGGCUUCCCUCCUGAAGCUGCUGCCCCCGCGACCCCGACCAGGAUGAAGCGGAAGAAAACGACGACGACCCGAUACUUGUUUAAACUCGGCCUGCAUAUGCUUCUGCGGACACUGAGAGAUGUCACAGGUUAAGGUGGUGUGAUAGGGUUGAUUCAGGGCGGCUCAACAGCGAGGUUUAGACUUUAGUUUAAAAGUGAUUCUCCAAUCCGUGUAUCAUUCGUUCAUUAGAUUAAAAAAUAAAAUAAAACCAAAACGAGAAAAAGAAACGUUUGCUUAAUAUUCGCCUCUAAAACAAAAAUGAAAAAAAAAAACAACAAAUUGCAGCUGAUUUUCCGUUUCCAAUUUCUUCAGCUCAAAUAACAAACAGGAUAAAUGGAUAACAACAGUUUUAUCAGAUUUAGACUUUUUCAUUUGCAGAAAGUUUCGUGACCCGGAAGUGAUCAAGAAACAGACUUUGGCGUUAUGGCUGGACUCGAGAAUUAGACCCCACCAAAUGAGCGCAGUCUUAUAAUUUGAUUAUUUUUAUCAGUGAUCAAUAGUGUUGUUACAGAUAAGCAGUCAAACGGCAAUAAUUGGCUCCAGUAAUUGGCUGAGGCUGAUAAUUGGUCUGUCCUGAGUCUUUACCACUCUCCAGGGAUGUAAAGUGCGAGUUUUAGUCCAUAAUCGAUCUCAAGAAAUGCCGACAAUCAUUAACCAAUAAUAUGUAAAAACUCUUCCUCUGAUCAACUCGUGUUUCAUAGCAACAUAAUCUUGACAGCUGUCUGUACUGCAUGAUGACGAAUAUAAUUUCUUUGGACUUUUAGUCGUUAAGAGCGAAUCUCAACUUCCUGACUGUGGGUAUUUUGGACUCCCGGUUUUCUGCAUCUUUUUCCUGACUGAGAAAAAUAAACAUGUUCACAUGGUUGGCUGUCAGUCAGGAGUGCAACUGGGUCACAUUAUGGCAGCAGAAAACUGGAGCGCUCAGAAGCUGCUGGUGUGCAGAGAUACUGGCAUGUCAGCUUUGCCACUAUGGAAAAUCUCACAGCACUGACUUCCCAUCAGUCUGUCAGCUUUGGAUCCAAAGAUGGGGUAAAGUCCUACGGGGAGUUCUCAGCCUUCGGGUCUUAAUCUUGCACGAUACAUGUCCCUCAUGGUCUUAGUUACUUCUGUGGCCCAUGUCGGAUCCAGAACAUGGGCCACCCUUGAACCAGAAACAUCUGAGGCGUCUUACCUGGGCUAAGGACAAAAAGGACUGGACUGCUGCUCAGUGGCUCAGAGUCCUUUUUUCAGAUCAAAGUAAAUCUGACAUUUCUUUUGGAAAUCAGGGUCCCAGAGUCUGGAGGAGGAGAGAGAAGAGGCCCAGAAUCCAGGUCGCUUGAGGUCCAGUGUCGUUUCCCCAGUCAGUGGUGGUUUGGGGAACCCUGUGAUCUGCUGGUGUUGGUCCACUGUGUUUUAUCUGGUCCAAGGUCAGCGCAGCAGUCGACCAAGACGUUUUGGAGCACUUCAUGUUUCCCUCGGCUGACUAGCUUUAUGGAGACACUGCCAGUGGUACUAACACCUGCUUCAAGGACCGCGGUAUCCCUGUGAUUGAUUGGCUAGCAGACUCACCUGACCUAAACCCCAGAGAGAAUCUGGACACCGCAGAAGAGCUGAAGGCUUCUAUCAGAACAACCUGGGCCUCCAUGGUAUCCCACAUUGUUGCAGUAAUUCAUGCAAAGGGAGUCCCAGCGUGUUGAAAAUCCUUCUUUCAUUGGUCUGAAGUAAGGAUGGGAGUCGAGAACCGGUUCUUGUUUAAACCGGUUCCAAAUGGUUCAAUCCAUCAACAUUGUUUCCGUUCUGUCGUCACGAUUCUUGUCUUCGGGGUGCCUUGUGAAAUGGUUUCGUGAGAGCCAGUCUACGCGAACAAGAACAGAGUCAUGGCGGACGGUACGAAAAGUAAACGAUCUAAAGCGCGGCUUCAUUUUUCUAAGAAAGACGACAACAGUGCGACAUGCAACGAUUGUCGGGCAGUGAUAACAUGCAAAGGUGGAAACAGCAGCAACAUGCUUUAACGUUUGUCAUCAUCAAAUAUAAGAAGUCACAUGUAUUAGAUGAUCGCUGAUGGUCGUCAGCCGCCGCUGCUCUGUCUCAGCACGCCAUCAAAGGUACGUAUGUUCUGUGUUAACAUAAAAAUGCAUGCCAGACUAAACAAAGUAUUACGUUUUUUACCUAAUACCGACCGAAGUAAAUGCUGAAUAAAUAGUUUGUCGUUUGAUUAUUUUUAGACAAUGGCGUUUGAUUGUUUUAAGUUUUUAUCAAACUGUUUAAAACCAGUUAUAGAAGUCUGCUUGUCAUUGGCUCUCACUGAAGGUAGCGUACGUCUUUUUCUGUUAUCAGAGACUCGAUAAAAUUUUGAGUUAAAGGUGAAAACGUGUAGUCUACUUUACUUUUAAAUCAAAGAGAGGCAUUGAUAAGGGAGUCGUUAAAGAUUUGAAUCGAUAAGCAGAAUCGAUAAUGGCAUCCAUAUCGAUAAAAUCAUAUCAGUUCCCAUCCCUAGUCUGAAGUAAUAUUCUAAUUUUCUGAGAAAGUGAAUUGAAAACUCUGUGAAAAAAGGAGGAUUUAGUAAAAGUCAAAGCUGUAAUGUGAAGAGCCAAGUAGAGCCGAUAGAGCCAGCUGAGGCUGACAUGAGCCAAACGAUCUGGAUCACUAAAAACAGCCUCAGUUCUCAUCACUUGGAUCUAGGCUCAGGUUGUUUUUCACUAGAAUGAAGAAGGAUCCAAAUCCUGUUCUCCAAGAUGAUUAUCACAGCGAUGUUCUGGUUUAAAGAAAGAUGUACUUUGGUGAUUCAUGUUUUUAAAGAAUUCAGAUUCUUCCUUUGCAUCCUUCACUUCCUUAGUCCUCUGAGGUUGCAGCUGUCGGCCAUGUUAACUAAUGACUCGUCUCUGACUGACAUGUCAGCUCUCAGAUCAUACACACAUAAGAGUGCGGCGAUGAGCAGGACUGCAGAGCUUUCAUCAGUUCCUCUCUAUUCCUUCUACACAUUAAUUAUUGAUGCUGACAGAGAGGUAAACACGUUACAUCCUGUGAAUCAGAUACUUUUCCAUCACCUCUUGUUCAGGGUAUUAAAUGCUGGGACUUUAUUAAGUGUACAAGUUCUUUUUUGUCAGUAAAACCCUUGCCUCAUGUACAGAGACCAGGAUCCUUUAAGUCCCGGCCUCGUAGUUUGAACCUUUGCUGAACGCCAUCAUCCCCUCUCUGCUGAUUUUGUUGUGGCGUGUUCAAGCGCACUUUUCGAGAUAUUUACGCUGACUCUGCCUGACGAGGCUCCCUCAGAAGACUGUCAGUGUUAAAUUGAACCUAAUUGAUAACAAUAAUGUUUUUCACAGUCGUGUUUUCAGCAGCUGUCUCGGGUUAUUCGGCUCUUCUUCAUGUUUGCUUCGUCUUAUCUUAAGUAGCCCCUCUGUGGUUUGAAACCUGUUCUUCUGUCUGGUUUGAAAUCAUGUUCAUUAGCACGUAGAGGCGAAUAACUUCACCGUCACGGCCUCAGCGAGGAAAACAAAGUAACAGCUGAUGUGACAGUAAAUACGUCUGUUUUCCAGUAGCAGUAGAUUCCUCCUUUUUAUGUUUUUGUCCGGUUUUAGCGUAGCAUCAAUAACGGUCGAUUUAUCACUGCAGCACUUGGUCUUCUUGCUCUUCCUGUCAUGGUCGUGUCUAGACAGAGAUAAUUGUUGUCAUUGCAGGAGGUUGCAUCAACAUGGUCUAUUAUACACGCUCAUCGUUCAUGGACAUGCCCAGUUGAAUGAUACUCAGCAACAACGCCCUUAGGUUCAGUCGUAAUGUUUGCUGGAUGGCGUCACGGUUAUUGCAGACUGGAGUCGAUCUUGACGCUGGUCUUAAAAGGAACCCCCUUUUUUUCUUUGGGUGAUGGGAUGAUGGUGCGAAAUCUCCAGGAAGUACUGCGCAUUCACAUUUUUAAUCUAGUUUUGAAGAUCUACCUUAUGUGUUAACGAUUUUAAAGCCAUAAAAACAUUAAAGAUGUAAAUGUACUCAAGAACAUGGCGUGGGAUCUAUCCUUGGCCUGCAGAAGCGACAUUUGAGCAGCUCUUCUUGUACUCUUUCGCCAUCUACCUGCUGUCCUAAGCCCCGCCUCUUUAACGUUCAUAGAGUUGACUGUGAAUCAGCAUUUUAGUAAGUCAGACUCAUUGCCGAUGAGGGUUGGACUCCUCCGGGAUGCCGUUUGUCACCAAUCCUGUUCAUGACUCUGAUGGACAGAAUUUCUAGGUGCAGUCAGGAUGUUGAGAGGUCUACGGUGGUCUCAGGAUUGGGUCACUGCUUUAUGCAGAUGAUGUGGUCCUGUUGGCUUCAUUGGGCCGUGACUUUCAGCUCUCACGAUCUGAGUCCAUGGUUCUUGGACAGUUGGACUCAGAUUCUUAAAAAAAGGUGAAGGUCCCACCUUUCCCACCAAAGGUGAGAUCGACCGGCAGAUCGGUGCGGCGUCAGCAGGUAUAUGGUCUGUUAAGAGGGAGCAAAGUUCUCGCUAUCCAGUCGAUCUACGCUGUGGGUAAAGACCAAAGGAAGAAGAUCGCGGGUACGAGCGGCUGAAAUGAGUUUCCCCCUCAGGAUGUCUUGGCUCUCCCUCAGAGAGAGGGUGUGAAGCUCGGUCAUCUGGGCGGGGCUCAGAGUAGAGCCGCUGCUCCUCCAAGUUCAGAGGAGUCAGAUGAGAUGGCUUGAGCAUCUAAUCAGGAUCUCUCGUAGAUGCAUCACUGGUGAGGUGUUCAGGGCAUGUCCCAUUGGUAGGACACCAUAGGGAGGACCCAGGACACGCUGGAGAGACUGCCACAGGAAGAUCUGAGCAAAGUAGCCAGGGAGAGGAAGGACUGGGACUCCCUGCUUAGACUGCUGCCCCACUUCAGAUAAGGGGAAGAAGAUGGAUGGAUGGACAGCUCUACAUGGGGCCAGUUGAAGUAAAAAAUAAUAAGUAGGAAUUAAAUAUGUCGUCCUCAGAGGCAAAUGAGUCAGUGGCUGAAGGACUUCAAGAUCCAGAUCAGUAUGAGUCUGAACCUUUCAGAAUAAAAGAAGGCUGGAUCAGCAAAGUUAUAUUUUCAGAUGCUGAAAACAAUGUUAAAGUUGGAGGUCUGUAAGCCGCUGUCCUUGUCUGGAGGAAACCGUGAGUUAGACACGGGUCAGAGUCUUUAUCUGCUUUAUAAUAUCAGAAACAAGUUCAUGUUAAUGGGAAAACUAAAAUACUUGACAGACUUGGACGACACGACAGGAGCUGCACCAUGUUGUAUUUAGAGUCCGUGAAACUAAGCCACACUGAGCCGUGUCAGGUUUCCAGAUGAGCAGAAUCAGAUUGAAGAGCCAAGAAAGCAUGAAGACAAAGUCCUGCAGGUCACUCCCUCCUCUUCCUCCUCUGGGUCUAACACCUUUUAAACACUGAGACACAAACACUGCCCAAGAUUCCCCUGGAGCAGCAAUAUAUAAUAUUUCUCCCUCAUCACACAGAUUAGUCAGAACGAACCCUCUCACCUGUAUGAACCAGGUGUUGCAGUGACCUUUCAUGUGUCUUUGUGCUGCUAAUUGGACUCCCAGUUGUUUGUUGUAGUGUGCCAGAAGCCGGGCAGAUGGUUUUUCUCUGAAAUAUGUGUCUUUAUAACAAAAUAAAGCUGUGAUCGCUGCGAGGAAUCGCUGAUUGUGACUUUAGAUCCUGUAAAAAGAGAGUUUCUCUGAGCACUUGGGAGCUUUUACAGCUGUUUUCUUCUUCUGUAAAGAGAUGCAGGAAAAUACAUGUUCAAUCAAAUGUACUUCAGCAUAGCUGUCAUUUCUGACAGUGCUCUCUCAAAUUGCUUCUUACUUUGAGUGGGCUGAGGGAGGAUACAGCCUUCUUCUGCGACGUCUUGAAUCAUUUCACUUAUUUCCUGAAUGGGAACGGAUCCGUACUGCCAUCAUCUCUUCUCCUCAAAAGUCAGAAAGCUGCCAUCAAUUUUACUCAGAAACUCCGUGAUUUCUUUCCUCCUACCAGUGCACACAAUAUGCCAGACAGAGUGCGAUCGAAGGACACAGUUUGGUGGGAACGAAGCUCAGACAAUGGGAUACAGCGACGGCACUUGGUAUUCAUGUGUCAUAGCCGUAAAGGAGCAAUGACAAAUUCAAAACUGAGGCUGGCGUGUGGGAGGCUGAUACUAGUCUCCUUCUUUUCCUUUCCUGCUCCCACAAGUAUCAUCAUCAGUCUGAAGAACAGUAAUUUUAAUCAGGAGAAAUACCAAAACAACAGAAACUCCCUCUAAGAAUAUGUGGCUCUAACAUGGUGAAAGAAUGUUAAUUAUUACUGAGUCUAUGUUUAUAGGACAGAGCUGCUUCGUUUUGGUCUGCUGUGAGCUAAAAGACUUCGACCACGGGCACAGAUAUUAGGCUGGUGUCACUCCUGCACAAUUUACCAAAACAGCCUCAAGUGGACACUCAGGGAACUGCAGCUUUUAGCACGUCUGCAUCAACUUCACUUCUCAAGGCUAGGGCUGGACGAUUUUUGCGGAACUAGAUUUUCCAUUUUGAUUUUUUAUUCAGUGACAACUUCACCAAACCUCACUUUAAUAAUAAGUUUUUCUAUCAUCUCUCAAAACACAACCACUGAAAAUGAAGUAGUGCAUAUGCCAAGCCAGUAAGUGGCGCUGUGACGCUGAACAGGAAAUGUUCUAAAAGACAGAAGAAGAGUACAGAGCAUGUGUAUAAAGGUUGUUUUGGCGCCAUAAAAGAGUUACUCUGUGUGUCACAUGAUCGUUUCCAGAGAUGCAGAUAGACAUCCACACGGAGAUGAAAUGGUCGUCGUUUACAGAUUUAUUCACUCUCUGACCCGUUUUCAAAAAGUACCGUUUACAGUCACCUGAAACAUCGUUUCUGUGUGGAUGAAACACCGAUACGACAAAAAACUUUUCCUCCUGAAUUAGUUUCCGUGGUGACGGGUUGAUACCGCCUUCAGACAGACUUUACAGCAGGGAGUGGUUUACUCUUCAUCUGAAACUGUGAAGUCGUACCAAUUCAUCACGACUGACUCGCUCUUGUCCUAUUUAACCACAAAAUUAUCGCCUUCUUUUACAAGCGCCAUGUUUUUUUUACACUAGUGUGUGUGGGAAGUGGGGAGCCUACGGUGGCCUGGAGGGGCGAGACAUGAUAGAGAGGAAAAUCAAUUUGAGGGUUUUGAUUUUUUUAACAUGGUCAUAAUUAAAUAAUCUGAUUAUGAUUUAAAAUCGAUUUACUGUGCAGCCCUACUUACAUGUUACUCAAAAUGGAGCUGGUGAUCUAUAGCGGUGACAAGGUAAAAAUAUAUCGAUCAUUUAUGGUGAGCUGUGGCUUAUGACUGAAAGACCAAGAUCGCAGGUACAAAUUUCGCUUCUUUUUGAGCUGUCCGCUCUAGUUUGAGGCGUAUAUCCUGAUCGUAGCAUCACAUGACCUGAAUCACCCAAAUGCAUUUGAAUGCAGCUGAACUCAAGACUGAAGGUUGCUGCUUGUUUGAUUCUCUAACGAUGGAACUUUAGACAUGCAAUAAAAAUGGAGAUAAAUUCAAAUUAACGGUUCCUGCUGAAUAAAUUCAAAGGUUUGACAGUAACUGCUGUACAUGACUCCACUCUAAUCGAAGACUCCUCAUGGCUCUGUGAGCUGAGGAUGUUAUCAGAGCCGACUUCAUAUCUGUGUCCUGGACGAAACCUUUUCAGGGAUUAAGCCAUUUACCAAAUAAAACCCUCUCAGUGGAAAGAACAUGCUGUUGCACAUCUACUGCUACGACUCCCACUCCAUCCAGCUUUUUCAAGCACCAUUUGGCUGAUGUCUAUCUUCCACUAGGGACCAGGUGACCUCAGUGGGCUCCCUUUGAGAGACUCUUUAUCAGAACAGCUGGUCUGAGCUGGUCACUCUCUCAUCUUAUCCAUGCAGGAAACCCACUCAAGUGUAACCCUCACCAAGAAAUGUCCAUUCCUGCCCUUGGGACUCAGGUUCAGUGUUCGCAGACAUCUUUGCUGAAGAAAAUCUUCUUUUUUUGCUUGAGUGAUACUUCACUCUUUCAUACACUGAGCUACUUUUCCUUUAAUGCACUCUUGCCGUAUGAAAGCUCACGUUGACGCACAUCUCUGGAACCUUCUUUUCCACUUAAUGGUCCCAGAAUUUCUUGUGUUUGACAUUAUCUCCAUGUUUGUCCGAGAUCUUGCAAUGAUCAUGAAAAUGUGUGGAGGAAAGUGGUGCAUUAUGCCGUUUUCAUCAUCUCAGUCGCACCAUAACAAUUACAUGCAAUUGCACAAAUUUGUGUGCACCAGAUCCAAAUGGUCUCAUCUUCAAGUCCUGACACGUGUGGUCUUCUGAUGCUUUUUCUUAUUUCGUCUUUCUCUUAUAAUGAAACAACAGCACAGGACUUUAAAGUUGCCCACAGCUACUUUCUUUUACAAUCAAUAAUUCACACACCUUCACUUAAGUAUUCAUUGCAGAACCAACAAACUGUUUUUCAAGGAAGAUUGUUGUGGAGGCGAUCUGUGAUCAUCCAGUUUAACCAGGACGGUUUCCUCCUGAGAUUUUAGUGCGUUGAGCCUAGGGCUGGGCGAUAAGAGAAAAAGUUUAUCACAGUAUGUUUUUUUCAUAUCAGUCAAUAUGUAUCACAUAAAAUCAAAUCAUAUAAAAGAAUCACUUGCAGCAACUUUUUUCACAAGGAGCACAUGUGGUUGAAAAAGUAAGGAGCACACAAAGAACUUUAGGGGCACAAUAAAAAUUAAUCAAAUAAUGUUUGUCUUAUUGGUCGACAUAAAUACUAUUAUUUGAAAUCAAUUUCAAACAACUUAUUGACGGUCCCUUAUUUAACACCUGACGUUGACAGUGAGGGUGUCGAGUAGAUUUAACAGAUUUAACAUUUUUUAAUGGUCUACCAAAACAUGGCAUAUACAAAGCAUAUUGACCGUGUUUCAUAUCGAUAUCGAGGAAAAUAAAUUUUAUAUAUGUAUUUUUUAUCUUUUUAGCCCAGCCCUUGUUGAGCUCAAAAUACGAAUCACUGGAUGCCACAAAUAUCAGGAUGGCGCCGAUGGUGUAGAGGUUCUCCCAUUCGCCCAGAUCGAGUAUUAAUAACCUGGACAGAGCGGAAAAAGAGAGACGCUCCAUCUGGUCUGGAAAUAGUCCCCUCUGCCCCUCCAGUCGGCUUCGCUUUAACAUUUCAUGUGAUUGAGGAGUGUGUGACGUGUGUUUGUACGUUGUUGUGUGGUCUUUUGAUAGUUUCUAUUAGAGUAUCCCUCCACUCAUGCUCUCCCUCUCCAUCAGCCUGUCACCUGUUCCUCAGUGACUCAUGUGUCCCAUGUGGUUGCUGCUGUAUAUAUAGUACCUAAGUGGUCGCUCCACUCCACAGCCAUUUGUUGAGCUGUGUGAAAACAGACGUCAUUUUCUGUACCGUCCAUCCUUCUUACUCUCUCUCUCUCUCUCUCUCUCUCUCUCUCUCUCUCUCUCUCUCCCUCCCUCCUUUUUAACAGACCUCGCUUCCUGGUCUUAGAUGUGUUGUUAUUGUUGUUCUAUGAAUAAGAUAUAUGUAGCCUUAGGCUCUGAGAAUGGCAUUCCACCUUGCUGCUCCGUAAAUACAGUGUGAAGGAGAAUGCUGUAUAUAUGUAAACACACACACACACACACUCAACCAAACGCGCACACACACACAGACACACACACACACUAGGCCAGCUGAAUCACUGUAAUAUUUAACAGUUUUCUAACAAACACUUUGAAGCUCGGGAAAUUUGGCUUUUCAUGUUUCUGCUGCAGCCGAGAGUUGAAUUAUCAUUAAUAAGGAAAAAAAAGAAAGAAGAGCACAACUUUCCUUUUCUUUUGUGAAAUGCAGACAUGCAUAUGCAAUCUGCUCACAGCAGUGGUCUGUGGUUCUGGUUUCAUGAGGUGCUCCAGACUCUCUUUGAACAAAACCAUCCCUGUGGAAAUCCAAACCGUGCUGAACCAUGGAGAGGAGGAUUAUAAUCUGUCCCAGUUUACCAAGGAACUCCUGCAGUGGGGGUAUCUAAAGAUCUGUAUCCAUUCCAGUCUGAAAGUACAGACCUCCUAAAUAAUUAAAGAUUCAUUCAUCACUUGUGCAAAGUUUAAGCAAGAGAGACAUGAGCUCUUUUAUGAAAACUCGUCUGUAACAGCAAUGUAAGGAAUUUCAUCCACUCAUCACUCCUUCAUAUCUGACUUUGUCUCUUUCUGCAUGGAAAUACUGUGACAGAAAAGCUGCAGGAAUUUCAUACCAUAUAAAAGCAGAGUAUGUAAAGUGCUCAGGUACUGCUAUCAGAUAUUAUUUGGAUCCUUUCGAAGCUAAUUCCCCUCCUACUCAUGUCUGUUUUCAACCCUCUGACACCUUUAAUGAGGAACUUCACUAAUGUACACAUGAGGAACGGGCAUUUUAAGAAAGUCCCUUAAUCAAUUAAUCAGACAAAUUAACGAUCAAUCAUAGAUUUAAUCGAAAACACCCAAAAAAAGUGAUUUUCCUCGUUGACAUACCCACUCCUCAAACUGUUGUUCAUGACUAUGCGCCACAUGCUCACUCGUGUUUCCUCCCUGCCCAGGUACCGUAUAACUGUUGUUUUUUUUCUCGUACAUGAAACUCUUAAACCAGGAGACAACUUUAGCCGGGGACAGCUCAUCCAAAACGGGGACUGUCCCCUGAAAUCAGGGAUGUCUGGUCACCCUACGGUUCCUCUUUGCUAGCAAGGAGCUGAUGGUAGGUCGAGAUGAGAGCGCUCAGAAGAUUCAUUAACCUUCGUUAACCCUACCGACUCGACCACUGAGCCCCAGUCUCUCCAUUUAGGAUUGACUAACAGCAACAUUAAAUCUUUUAUCGUAAUUAGGGAUGUAACGGUAACCGGUGUAAUAGGAAAUCAUGAUAAAAAUGUUGAUGAUAGUGAUCAUCGUUUUAAUUUCAGAAACCGGUGUGGUGGUGGGGGGGUAAUGAAUGAAUCAGCUGUGUGAUCGCCGAUGAAAACUCGCUAAUGCUAAUACAUGCAUGCUCUGCGUCAUGACGCAUGGUUACACAUGAGUCUGAGGUAGAGCCACAUAAGAAAAAAAAACAUUUUUAAGGUGUGACGGUGUCAUGACCAGUUUCAUGUAGGAGAAACUCUGCGUUAGUCAUCACAGUUUAAUCCGAGUCUCCUGAAGUGUCCGCGCAGGCGCGCUGUGUAGACUACAAUUUGUGUUUUCAUGGUGGAAGGAGGAGACGACAACGCCAUUGACAUCCAUCAACCCUCUGAGAGGACCAUUUUGAAAGUUUUUGGUUUUCAUAGGAAUGUCGGGGGAACACUUAGUUGAAGACUAAUCCUGUCUAGAUACAAUGAAACAAUGAAAACAAAUCAUCGUUUAGUGUUAAUUAAAAACAUCAAACAUGCCAUAAUCAGUGCCUUUGAAUACAUUUUUAAAAAUACCACAAUAAUACAGAAAAUCAUGAUUAUUUUGGUCAGAGGCCGAAUUUUCAUCCCGUUACAUCUCUAAUCAUAAUCCUAGAAAAGACCCACAAUGCCGCUGUCAUUUUCGCUCUCCUGUGUGUCCACGAACAGAGCUCCAGGUCAUUUUAGGAGAAUCGAGGAGACCGCGGAGGAGACCGCCAAGGAGACCAAGUCCCCAAACAGAUGAAUAAAUAUCCUCCUCGGGAACUGUUGGCUGUAAUUGGUAACGUCGUCAGUGUUGUCACAAGUUAAUCAACCUCUGGGAAAAUGUCCUCGCUGCGGCCUCCCAAAUGUGCAGUUAAUGAUAAUGACACCUUCUUCUAUUUCAUGGAUGACCAUCCUGGUUUCAAAGUUUGGAUUUAAUGGUUUUAUUUCAGAGGAUCAGACUUUCUUCAAACUCUUUGGAGGAAAAAUGUAGAAUAGGAGAGUCAGGGAAGCAGCUUCUUUAGGUUUGAUGAGAGUUUAUCCAAUUAAAAGAUGAUUAGCUGUUUCUUGGCUCCUCCAUAAAGCAACGCGCUCGAACGCCGAAGAGAAAAUAAACGCUCUUUGUUUUGGCUGCCGAGCGGUCAAUUAAAACUUUCUCCCUUCAGCUCGGUCCAGGCAUCAGAAAAGUGCAGCGUGACAGCCGGCGCCAAAUCAUUCAAAUGUUUCUGUCUCUGCUUGACCUCAUUUUAAGGAUGUACGUUUGGAAGAGUUCAAACUUUUUUUGACAGCAUCUAGCUGUUGGCUGCGUUUGUCGGACUUAACUCGCCGUUUUGUGCUGAGUUUACAGCUCUAAUCUACAUAUCUGUCUCACACUAUCUGGCUCUCCCUUCCUCACACACACAAACACACACAUGCGCGCGCAGACACAUCCUUGAAUAAACUCUACCAACACAGAUGUAAAACUUCUAAAAGCUUUUUGUGAAAAGCAAAUAAAUGCAGACUUUAUCAGUCGGGUUUGAAAUGUGAUUUUUAUAAAAAUCCUCUUGUUUUGGAAAGGACGAUCUUUCUUCUCCUUUUAAAUGAUAUAAAGCGUUAUUUAUAAGCGUGUGAGUGAUGGUUUUUACCCUCCGUUUCCCCGCUGAAGGCCAUGAUACCCCCCCUCCCCUUUGUUUUUCACAUGUUCUCCUCCAUGUCCUUCACUAUAACCCAUCUUCACAUCCCCUCUCUCCUCGUCUGCCUCUUGCUCUCCUGCGUGCCCGUAGUUUAUUUGGCAGCCGUCGCUCGGGGGCACACAGAAUCUAAUUUAGCCAGUAAUCAAGAGCUCAGAUUGGUGUGUGCACAUCAUGUGUGUGUAUGUGUGUGUAUUUCCUUUUAUUACCAUUAAGCUGGGAUGGACUCCUCUCGUUUUUCCAGACCUCAUAGAGUCAGAGGAAAACCAAAUUAGAAAAGAGUUUCCAGGAAACCGUAUCCUCCUUGUUUGUUUUAAGAUGAGCUCCUUCACCUGUUUUUCCUCUGUGACUUUAUCUGAAUUUACACUUUAUACUUUAUGAACGUGUUUAGUUUGUUAAAUAGAUGCCCUUCAGUGACAGAGAUGUUGUUAAACUCUUCUGUCGCAGUGGUUGAGGAUUCCUCUUUAGAUGAUGUUUUUAUUGUUUAGCUUAAAUUCAACCAGCUGGUUCGUUUUUUGCAACAAAAAAGCUCCAAAUUUGUUGGAGGGCAGAUGUGUGAAGACACUUUGAUGAACGCCGUGACCUUUUGUGUUUCACUGACAAAGGCGGCUGCCAGCUCUGACGUUGAUGUGCCACACUUAAAGGGACAUUCCGGUGUAAAACUAAUUUAGGGUCAAACACACCAAAACACAGAGUUAGACCCCCCCUCCAGAGAUGAAUGUUGCCGACCGCUUGCUUCUCUAGUUAUACCAACUUUAGUAACAACUGCAGGAUAGCAAUACACAGCGGUCUGAGGAGCCAUAAACAAACCUCAACCAAAACGCCACUCUAUAGCCACAAAUAAUGCUCAGAACAGCACCUAACUUCAUCAACAGGACAUAUAGGGUCACAGACAUAGUUCUAGACACCAAACAUCUUUUUAACUUUGACUCAUUUCUUUAGCAAAGAGACUAAACACAACUCACCUACUCUCUUCCAGCAGCCACUUGUUUGUGGGGGAGCCCUGACUAGUCGAUCACAGAGUGCAGCGGAUCAUUUCCAUGAACUAAUAAUCACCAUAUUAAUCAUUUUGCACUGCAGACGUGAUAGUUAUUCUGCAUUAGCGUCUCGGUCUUACUGAAUUUCCAUGAAGAAAUUAUCAUAAAUGUUCUUCCUUGAGCUGCGAAACUCCGCUGCACUCAGUGAGCGACUCGUCAGGGCUCCCCCAAAAACAAGCGGCAGCUGGAGGAGAGUGGGUAAGUUGUGUCUGUUCUUUUUGCUAAAGAAAUUAAAAAUAGCUAAAAAGAUGUUUGAUGGCUACUUCUAUGGCUGGGACCCUAUAUGUACUGUUCAUGAAGUAGGACUGGGCGAUAAACUGAAAAUUUACCGAUACCAAAAUAUACGACAAUAACCAACGUCACCCAUCUCCUUCCGUUUAUCCUACCGAAUCGGUUCCCUGGGGCAGCAGCCCAAAAACAGGAAGCCCAGACUUCCCCUCCCCCGAACACGUCCCCAGCGAGGCGUCCUGGAGAUUAAUUUGACGUGUGAUCAGGUUUCCUCUAACACCACUUUUGCAAUACAGAAUUAAAGGUCCAAUCCUUGAGAAAUGAACAAAUUCUCGAUUCGAACACUUCCUUGCUCAUCCCUCCUGGGAGGACAAGAAGCUCCUGUCCUCCUUCUACCUUCACUUAAGUCUUUUUUCAAAGACCUAAUACUUUUAUGGAUCAUUACACCACAGAUUCAGGAUAAAUUCUUCCUCUGAAGUCACUUUGAAUGGUCUUGCCUUAAAUUAUGUCGAAUCCAAAGGCUGUAUUGGCCGACAGUCUUUUUCAUACCAGAGACAUAUCGGAUAUUCUUGGUGCUCUGCUCACUGUGUACGAGUGCAGGUUGUUCCUGCUGCUGCUGCUGCCUGUUCUGCUCUGUGCUGAGGGCAAAGAGGAGCACACGGGGAAAUAAAGCAGGUAGGCAGUUUGAUGCUCAUAACGCUGCUGUUCACUCCUUCAGCCUCAGCAGAGAAGCUUUUGGCAGGCUGGAAGAAGCAGAGCAGUCAUAGGUUACGCCAAAUAAAUAUCUUUGGAUACAGAAGGUUGGAAAUAAUGCCACUUGAUUGUAAUCCAAACUCUCCGUCUCCCACACAAGCGUGAAGGAGAAUUGCUUCAUCCUUGCAAGGCUGGCAUCAGCGUUUGUUAAACUGAAAAAUGUGAACAUAAGCCACUAAGUGACUCGUUAGAUUGUUGCAACACCCUGAGAGUCUGGAUGAUUUCAUACAUGUGUAAGUCUCUCCACCUGUUUUCAUAUACGUACACAAUCUGCACAGAGAGCCUGAAAUCUGGGAAGUUUGACCUAAAGUUUAAAAAAAUAAAAUAAAGUUGAGGUGAAUAAAAACAUGAAAUAUGCAAGAAUGAAUGAGGAUGAUGAAUGCACUCUAUUUUUUAAUACUUGGAUUUAGACGGUAGAUGCGAUAUUCGCCACGUCACCUGCUCUGUUAAGGGUUGCAUUACUGCAGUUGUUGUGCAGGACUUGACUUCAGGAUUAUCUGUACAUGAAGAAAGGAAAGAAAAAAGAGAGACAAGGAAGGAAGUAAUACAUCAGAAAUAUGAAGUAUCUAAUGUAUGACAUCAUUUAUUUUAUAAUUAUUAUGACUAUAUCCCAACACAUUUAUUUUGUUUUAUAUUUAUACAUUAUCUUAUACAUUUAUUAUUCUUUUAUUUAUGUAUCUUCAUUUAUCUACUCAUUUACGUAUUUUGUAUAUAUAGAGAGAUUUUUUACACUUAUUCAUUAUUCUAUCAUUUUUCUAUUUUUAUAUAUUUACUUAUUUAUGUAUUUAAUUUAUACACAUAAAAUAUAUGAAUUUAUGUAUUAUUCUAUUAUUUAUCUAUCUACUUAUUUAUUUUAUAUUUAUAUAUUUAUAAAUUUAUUAAUUAUGUUAUUAAUUAUCCAUCUACUUAUUUAUUUAUUUGUUUAUAUUUUCAUAUUUUUUUAAAAUGAUUCAAUUAUUUAUUUUUUUUAAUAUAUAUAUUUUUGAAAUACUUUUUUGAAUUAAUUUAGUAUUUAUUUAUCUACUUAUGUUUUUAUUUUUAUUUUAGUUUAUUUGUCUUUGUUCUGUUAUUUUAAUAAUUUACAAUUUCAUUUUUGUAAAUAUUGCUCUUUCAUAACGCUCACUUUUUCUUCUUUCAUUCUCUCUUCAACAAUUAAAAUUUAUAAGAAGGGAAAAAGAAGGACCAUCACACCCACAAACACACACACUCCCUAACACACAUAAAAACACCCACACUUUUUAAACACAGCCUUACAACACCUUCAAACUUAAAUUAUCUAAAUGUUAUGUGUUCCUGCUUUACUUGUCGCUUUAUUGUUUUGUCUCCAUUGUCUGUUUGUACUGCGUAUAUGUUGUCAACCACUUCUUAUGAUUGUCUUGCAUCACCUAAUGAAAAAAAAGGAUUACCUUAUAAUCCCUAAAAGUCCGUGAGGUCAAGUCCUCGUGUUUUCACCCCAGGAGCUGAUGAAAGUGCACAACCCUACUCAUUUAACCCCAGAAUCAUUUAAACCCUGGAUUUUUGCUGACUCAGUGAAGUUCGGUCGGUCACUUCAUGCAUGUGCACACGUUUUGUAUCUGCAGACCCUCAGUGCCGCGCUGCUCUGAAACUGUAUUAUAAUUCUGCAGCGCGGCGGUUGCGUGACUCUGCGCCGACAUGAAUAAGUAGAUGACCUUUGCUCACUCUUAAAGAUGUUUGUAUUCUCGUACAUUUAUGUUGUCAGCGCCGCUCUGCUGCAUAACUAAAAAAGGUCAGGCUUUUCCAACCGCCCAAAACGCUGCGACUCAAUUGCAGCUGUGAUGAACUAACCCGAGUACGACUUGGAGUCUGUUAAAACAAAUGGACCGAUUGAACAUCACAUAAUUCAUAAUCUGUCUUCGUCCCGCUCUUUUAAUUAAAAGAAAGGAGAAUGAGACCGAACUCAGACUCUUCCUCGAGUAGAUAGAGUAUGACAAAAAGUGUAGUUUAAUGAUGAAUGGCAGAAGUUUGUAGUAUUUAAGUUGUACAAUUUGUCUGGAGUCAGUGGAAGUGAAGGCAUGGAUUGAUUUCUUGGAAGGCACUUUUCAGAUGUUCUCCGUUUAUCAUCUCCUCCCAACUGCUUCCUCUGAAUCACACACUCUCUCUAUAAAACACUUCCCGGCCUUUUCAUCAGGAAAGUCUCUUCCGGCUUUUAUGAUUCGUACAUACUUUAUACCAAAUACAUAUCUCCAAGGACAAAGAACAAUAAUAAUUUCGCUUCUUGCACGGUUGUAGCUGCUGUGUGAUGAGCUGCAGCCACGUAUUUUAGAGGCUUGUGAGGUAUUUUCAGUGAAAACUUCAAAUGCAGUUUAGUUGAUCGAUACAGGGAGUGGGAAAAAGUCUGUGGGGAAGGACGGAGAGAGAGACACUCUCUGCUAGAUAUCAAUACUUUUUAGCCCUGUGUCCUUUUCCAUCCAAACUAAGACCAGACAGACUCAGAUAGACUACCUGAUCUGAAGACAUGAUCAGGAACCGCAAUAGAAAAGUGUCUUUGGUCACAUUAAGGGGAUUUUUUUCUCAUUUUUAGAGUGGAUGUCCCGUCAGGAUAAGAAUCAAUAGUUAAGUCGAUGAAUUUUUCAGUGUGUGCUGUAUGGGCUAAAAACAAAGAUUUCCUGCAUAUUUAAGCUGUUCUGGCAUUGCAGAUAUAUCCCAGGAUGCAUUGCAAUGACUCUUUAUUUUGUUUCCAAAAAACAAAAAUAGAAAAACAGGAAGCUAAAUGUAUAUUUAAGAUACUUUUUUGCAAACUAAACAGCAGCAUCAAUAUCAUGUGAAUACAUAUCAUAAAUAAAGAUAUAAAAUCAAAGUGAAUUCAGCACAAGAUGCUGCUGAUAAAAAGCUUCUAAUGCUCCUCUUUUGUCGUCAUUGUUUUUUUCCACUUAUCCACGUCCAGGUCGCAGGGGCAGCAGCUUCAGGAGGGAAAUUUCUUUAGCAAAGAUACUAAACACAACUCACCUAUUCUCUUCCAGCAGCCGGUUGUUUGUAAACCUCAGGCCAGCCCAUUACGGACUACAGCGGGGUGACGCAGCUCAAGGAAGAACAUUUAUGAUCAUUUCUUUAUCAUUUCCUUGAAGUAAUAAUAACCAUAUUAAUCAUUUUGAACUUCAGACGCGGUAGUUCUUCUGUCUUAGUCUCUCGGUCUGAUUGAAUUUCCAUAAAGAAAUGAUCAUAAAUGUUUUUCCUUGAGCUGCGUCACCCCGCUGUAGUCCGUAAUGGGCUGGCCUGAGGUCUCGCUACAAACAAGUGGCUGCUGGAGGAGAGUAGGUGAGUUGUGUAUAGUCUCUUUGCUAAAGAAAUGAGUCAAAGUUAAAAAGAUGUUUGGUGUCUAGUACUAUGUCUGUGACCCUAUAUGUCCUGUUGAUGAAGUUAGGUGCUGUUCUGAGCAUUAUUUGUGGCUAUAGAGUGGCGUUUUGGUUGAGCGCGUGGCUCUCUGUAUUGCUAUCCUGCAGUCGUUACUGAAGUUGGUAUAGUUAGAGAAGUAAGCGGUCGGCAACAUUCAUCUCUGUGGGGGGUGUCUAACUCGGUGUUACGCCGUGUUUGACCCUAAAUUAAUUUUACACCAGAAUAUCCCUUUAAAGCUCCUGUAAGGGACUUUUAGUUUAUGUUAAUAUUAGCGUCCCCUGUAAACAAAGGAGUCUUGGUGUAUCUUGUCUUCUUCAUGCUUAAAUCUUAUCCUGUUGAUCUUUAAACAUUUCAGACAUUAAAAAAAAAUUUCCAAUCUUGUUUUGUUUAUCAAAAUACAUCAUUAUGAAUUUCUCUUUCUGUCUCAGGGCGACUACGAUCCGGCCAAAACCCGAGUCCUCCACUUCAAAAUGAACCCAACAAGCCUUGCCAAACAAGAGCGCCAGCAGGAAGUGGAAUCUCUCCGGGAGGAAGUGACGAGCCUCAGAGAACUGGUGCGCUCACUGCAGGAGGGGGGCGCUGUGGCGCACACACAGGACUACUCCUGCGUGUCAGGCGUCAGCCUCAGUAUGCCGCCAUCCAAGGAGGUGCUGGGUAAGAAACCCCGACCCAGAUUCUCUCUCCAGACUCCCUUUGUGCUCGAUCGCCUUAUUAGCUUGUGCACACCUCGUAAUAAAUGAGACCAGGUUGGGCCGUUGCGUUGACUCGUUCAUCGCCCGUUACAUUUCCAUCACCAUAAAUUUUUAUGUGGCUGAACACAGGUGCCUCGGCGAAGAUUAGGAGCAGAGCAACAUUAUUGGAGGAAUAACAUGGAGUGUGUUAAUGUAGGACACAGUCAGAACGGGACCAUUAAGAAGCUCUAAUUAGUCACAGACAGGUACUAUUGAAUCCCGCUCUAAAUCACCUCGUUUUACAGGAUUCACUUUCCCGUACACUUGAUUGAGUUUCAACAUGUUUUGAUGUAAAAAUAGGUAUUUUCAAAGUUAACACAUUUCAGGUCCCAUUUCCUUUGAGGAUGAUGAAGAAGAUCAGACAAGAGGAAGAGGGGAAUCGCUUCAUUGAUAUUUAUAGAAGAGGCCAGUGAGGCUUUUGUCCUCUGUGGAGUGGAUGACAGACACUUAGAGCAGGGAAGUGUAGUUAUGACAGGGUUAAAUAUUUAAUUGGGGUUCAGGGCUCUUCAGUGCCAGAAGUCUAAUUUGUCUUCCAGGAAGCGCUCGGUCCACUCUUGGUUCUCUUUAACUUCUCUCUCAUCUCUUCUCUUUUGAACCCCGUCUUAUGUUUUCCUCUCCCACCUCUCUUCCCUCCCGUCUUUAGUCCUUUUUUUUUUUUUUCAGUCCAUGUGGCGACGUAAUUGAGUUUCUUACCAGUGUGCUCAUUUUAGACUUGUGCAGAUAAUGCAGACCUAUUGUGUGGGAUCUGUUCUUAUCUUCAGAUGUCUGAAACAGGAUCAGAGAUGAACGGUAUCGUCUUCGUGUCUUUGAGGGCGACUCAGGUUAGAAAAUAGGAGUUUAAGACCCUGGAACACCUUUAAGUCCAAGUUUUUUGGCUGAAAAAAAAAAAGAGGUUGAACAAAAUUUAAAAUGUUCUGCUGCCUUCUGAUCACCCAGAACGCCCCCUGCAGGCAGAUAUAGGGCUGGGCAAUAAAAUGAAAAUUUACUGAUACCAAAAUUUACAACAAUCACCAACGCUACUUUGCCCACGUCAUUAAAGUCGGCGUCAAAAAACGAAUAAAUAAAAGGGUGAGCAGCUUGUGGAGUAGUCAUCGUCCGUUAAUCGUCAUUGAGGUGAACUGAUCAAUAUAUCGUGGUAUUUAUUUGAGGCCAUAUCACCCACCCCUAGGCAGAGAUGUACAGUACAUCUUAUUUCUCCUGGUCGUUUUUUCCUGUAUUUUCUGACAGUGAGUCUCAUCGUCAGUUCAAGGUCGAAGCUGGAUCAGGUGAUUCAACAGGACUGAACAGUCCUUGUCCCAGUUUACAGGAACAUGUGACAGAAACAUGUCAGCCUCUGGUACCGAUUGUGUCCCGGUUCAAUCAAUCAAUCUUUAUUUGUCUCGCACUUUUCAUACAACACACUUUGGCGCAAAGUGCUUUACACACACAGGAAUAAAAGAAAGAAAAAAUACCGACCCUGCCUGACUCCAACCACGUCCCCUCAUCCCAACCUCACAAUCCAAACACAAUAAUGGAGAGUUAUAAAAUUCAUACACUAGAAAAGAUCUCGAUUCAGUAAAAACAGGAAUAUGUGCACUGAGGAAACACUGGAGGUAAAAAUCUAAAGAUAAAAUAACAUGAAAUGAAAUCAAAGAAACAAUAAAUUAAAAUGAAAACUGUAAAAAGACGCUGAAGCACCAAAAUAACUCAAUUAUUCUGACAUUAAAACAAAAACGAGAUAAAAGCUUAAACACUCAAACAAAAUUAAGUUAAUGAUGUAAAAUUUUGGUAAAAGCAAAACUUAAAAGGUUUUUUAGUUUGAUUAAAAAACGUUAACGUGUCACGGAUCAGAACAGUUGGGAUGGGAUGUACGCCAAACGAUUUAAACAUGGUCAUUUUUACAACUCUGUACCGUGAACGUUUUGUCUUUGUUCUCUGAGGUUUUGUUGACUACCCGGUUUUCUAGUAACGCAUCCAUGUUGUUUCCACUGGCCUCAGGUCCGAUCCCCAACCACAUCAUCCAUGAAUUUGAGAACUUUGAUUUAGUGAGAUUUGAGUCAAGCUAACUCGCUUAUAUGUGUUUUAAAGUCCAGUUUCAAUUAAACUAAUGCAGUGAACCAUUUUUUUCUUAUAACAUGUAAACAUAGGGCUGGGCGAUACGGCCUCAAAUCAAUAUCAUGAUAUAUUGAUCAGUUCACCUCAAUAACGAUAAAUGGACGAUAACUACUCCACCAGCUGCUCACCCCCUCCCACAUCAACUUCGUCUACUUCAGCCGCUCCAACUUUUGAACAGUCCUCCAUCUCCUCACCUGUCUUUCCCUCUUUGUUACAGACUGGAUGGGGUGGAGUCACGUCUCUGAUGUAGGACAGCGUCUUAAAGGGACAUGAGACCAUAGCCUACCUACACACAUCCAAAAACAACUUUAAUUUAUUCAUAUUUUUGACACCAAAUAUACCGAUAUGGUCAAAAUGACGUUGGUUAUUGUCGUAAAUUUUAGUAUUGGUAAAUUUUCAGUUUAUCGCCCAGCCCUAUAUAAACAUAUGAAGGUUUCCUGAAGUUAAAUGUGUCACAGAGGCUAAAAAAUAAAAUCAAACUUUAUUUAUAAUCUCUAUCCGCUUUUCUUUUCCUUCUGAAAAUGAAACCAUAAAGGACAAAGACGGACUUUUCACUCAGGUGUGUGAUCGAGGUCUGACGGUGGACAUCCAGCUAAGCCCUGCAGUUGUGUUGUCAUCAUUGUGUGUGUUUGUCUCUGCGUGGAGUGAACAAGGGGGGAGAAGGGGAGGGUUCAAACAAUGUCGGCCCAUGAGGAGGACUCAUGAUUUUCAUUUUCACAUUAAUGCAGAUGAAUGUAUUCACUCGUCUGACACGCCCCUUCACCGCCUUCUCAGGCCUUGAACAUAAUCGAUUUAUCUUUAUAAAUCCACUCACUGAUGGUUCUGUUUGCUUCAGGUGUCAUGAAGAGCAAUCAUAAUGGAUUUCAAUCUGGUUUACAGCUGGUAAAAACUCCUUUAAAUAACCUGUAACAUUCACCCGUCACAUGACUGGCGGCGAAGCAGCCGUGUGUAACACCAGCUAGUGUUUCCUGAACCCGCUCGCUCUCUGGUCGGGCCUCUGGGGGGAGUUUGGGAUGAAGGGUCUCGCUCUACAAAGUAGAUGAAACUUUGAUGUGAUUAUUUUCCAUAUCCUCUCUCCGACACAAGCGCACUUAAUGCAGUUAUUAAAUUUCUUUUUAAUAUUUUGAACCCGGGGUCAUGAGAAUAUUUGAGAAACGGAGAAAAAGCUUUAAUUAUUCACCUUCUGUUGCAGCGUUUGUGUGUGUGUGUGUGUGUGUGUGUGUGUAUAGGUGAUCAGCGCUGCAGGGCCGGUGACCUUAGAGUGAAGUAGUGUCUACGCUCAAGUGUUUAAUGAGAUUGGAAGAAAUUCAGAAUACAAAAACAUGCCGAAUAAAGCUCAGGAUUAAAGUCAGAGGAAUUAAUUUAAUUUGGCCUUUUUGCACUAGAUUAGAAACCUUUCUAUUAAAACCAUCCAGCAUUACUAAAAAAUUAAAUUAAAGCAGUGACUGGAGGUGAUGCCAUUAAGUCUUAUAUUUUAUAGCGUUACACAUGACUGUGUUUUCUCAAUGAAGGUUUUUUUUCUCCCUCUCCGUAGGAAAUGUCCUGGAGGGCUGCUAUGGUAUAUAAAUAUAUAUAUAUAUAUUUAUGGUUCUGACACAAUUCAACAGUCUCUGUGCUUUAAGGCUUUUAGAUAACAAGUUUGUCAAUGAUCCAUGGAAGCAGGAAUUAGACCAGACCAUUUCAAUUUGCAGAGACCAUUUCCUCCUUUUACAGCAGUGGACCAACUUCACUGCUCCACAUUUAUCUUAUUUUAAACAUACGUACGUGACAUAGAUUCACAUAGACUCUACAGAGCUUUUUUUUUUUUUUAAAUAAUUAGUCUGAUAAUUUGACUGCGUAUCAUAUUUUUAAUUGCAUGUUUAACGUUCCAAUAUUUUACAUUUAAAACCGUUAUAAAGUCCAUGUGAACCAUUUUAAGGCAUUUCUCGUUCGUUUCUUGGUUUUGGAGUCAGAAAAUACCAACAUGAGGAUUUCCCAUCAGACCAAUGUGUUUCGCCAAGUUUAUCGCAGCCUGGCUCCGCCCCUUUAACUCUUUCACCACCGGCCGUUUUGACCAAAUUGAGUGAAUUUACAGUCUGUCCAAUUAUUUUUGUCUGAUGUUUUUUAAGAAAGCUGUUAAAGAGAAGAACACGGCUUCAGUUUUAAUAAGAAGAAACCCAUUUUUAUUUUAAGUCGUUCCAUUUGUUUUUUGUUUCGUUUGUUUUUGUCAGUAUUUAAAAAACAUUUCAGGCAAAAAGAGAAAUCAGUUUUUUUUUCAUUUCUCAGCAGAAAAUUUAAAGGAAACUUAUAUUCUUGUCCUUCUCUGAUAUGAUAACACUGACUGCAUGAUUUUAAUACCUGUUUCUGUGAAUUCAUAGUCCGUCUCAGACUGUUUGGAGCGUCUUAAACUGCAGGUUCAGGUUCACAGCAGGAGGUCUGUGUGUGUCUCAGACGUUCAUACAUCUGUACCGUCAUGAGAAUGAACAGUAUAAGUCCGCUGCUCUCACACUCUGUUCAUUAUCACGUCCUCUGUUCACUUUUCCUCCAGUUUCUGUCUCUUUCAGGUCUUCAUUUCUUUCUUUUCCUCUAGUUUAGGGAAUUUAAAGCGUAACAUAACCCAAAUUUAAGCUUUGAUAGCGUCCUUCAGACGGAGGACGAUGACGGCUCAGUUAAAGUUUUUACAGUAAUGAAUAAGCUCUCUGCUUCCUUUUAUAUAAAUAAUAAUAUAACUAUAAUAGGCUAAGGUGUAGUUCCCAUGACAACGCACGGUCUGAGUCUGAUUUGUGGCUGAUUCAGCAGUAUUUCACCCUCUCUCCUGUCACCGGUGAAGCCUCUUCACUCAUUAAUGCAGUCAUGAUUCUGAUAAUGCUCCACAAGGUUUGUCACAGCACCACCCGUCAUAUUAAAGUGCAAACAGGGAUUGACGACUCUAUCAUUAGUCGUCUAUCAAUAGUAGAAUAAGUCCACAGCAGACUCAGGAGAAGGAUGUUCUUGUUUGUGGUUUUCUGGGGCGGAUAAGGUCACGUUUUGUAAACUUCUGCUGUUUCCCUUUUUCGUAGUUUUGUAUCAUUACCCGUUUUUGAUCAUCCUGGGCUGAAACAUGAGUUUGCAGAAAUAUAUAAAUAAGAAGCGCUCUCAGCCGUGGAAUUCCUUGACAGCUUCUGGGUCGACAGCCCGGCCGGACCGUAGAGACUAAUUAAGGGCAGAAGUCACUAACUUUCUCCAAACUUGACAGUUGGUCUAAAACUCUUUUAAAGCCCCAAAAACUUUGAUUUCACAGCUUCACAGACUGUGGGCGCUUCCUCUCUCUUUGUUUCUGUGACACACACACACACAUGUCCGCGUCUCCGCGUACACGUCCAUUUGUCUGCAUGUUACAGUACAUUUAAGCGGCGUCUCCUUCCUGCUGUCACUUGAGAAUUAACAACCCAUUUUCUGGGCACUUUGAAUAGCUGUCAGAGAGUGACAGUUUUGUCACAAUGCUGAAGUCUUGAAACAGUAUUUAUCAGCACUGACUGACACUCAAGAGAAGCCCAGUCACCCAGGAGACAGACAGACUCUCUCAGACUCUUAAGUUUCUACUUCCCAGCCUUCUUCUUCUCAACGCUGAUGGAUAAAAAUGUAAUAGGGUAGGAUGGAUGAAGAGGAGCAUGAUGGGUGGAAAUAAUUAUUAGUCAUAGCAGGGUUAGAGGCCCGAGCGCUGAAAACGUACCACUGUUUCUAUUAGCUACCUCUGCAGGAAGAUGAGCUACUGUAUAUAUGAGUGUGUGUGUGUGUGUGUGUGUGUGUGUGUGUGUGUGUGUGUGUGUGAUCACAGUAGAAAGUGAAUCAGUUCUUUAGAAAUGUCAUCAAAUUUUCUUCUAAGUUGUUUCUCUCAUCUGAAGUGCUUUUGACCUUGGAGUAGGGCUGCACGAUAAACCGAAUUUAAAUGAGAAUCGAAUUAUUUAAUUAUGAAACUGGUAAAAAAAAUCAAAAUUGUCAAAUCGAUUUUCCUCUCUAUCAUGUCUCGCCGUAACUCCUCCUUCCUGUGGGAGUGCUCCCCAGUUCCCACACACACCAGUGUAAACAAAUAUGGCGUUUGCUAAAGAAGGCGAUAAUUUCGUGGUUAAAUAGGACAAGAGUGAGUCAGUCGUGUUGAAUUGGUACGACUUCACAGUUUCAGAUGAAGAGUAAACCACUCCCUGCUGCAAAGUCUGUCUGAAGGCGGUAUCAACCCGUCACCAUGGAAACGCUCAAGUUUCUUGUCGUAUCGGCGUUUCAGGUGACUGUAAACGGUACUUUUUGAAAACGGGUCAGAGAGUGAAUAAAUCUGUAAACGACGACCAUUUCAUCUCCUUGUGGAUGUCUAUCUGCAUCUCUGGAAACGAUCAUGUGACACACAGAGUAACUCUGGCGUGUCCAGCCAAAACAACUUUUAAGGUCCUUACACACCGGGACUGACGCAGAGAUACGACGCGAAAUUAUGAAAUAUUCAGGGGCGAAUUUUGACGCGCCUGACUAUACACAUCGAGCACGAUGUGAUUUUGCGACUUUCUGGGGGUGGGAAAGACGCGUCCCGGGUGGAAGUGAGAAGACUGCAUAUGGACUACAUCGUUUUCAGUGAAGUGAAGUUUGGUGAAGUUGUCACUAAAAUCAAAAAUUUAGUUUUCAGGGAAAGAAAUCUGGAUUUUAUUUUCAGCCAAAAUCAUGCAGCCCUACCUUGUUGAGAAGUUUCCCAAUCUCUUAGAUUUUUCCUCCUCCUCCUCAUGCUCUUGUUGUCUGUUUUUCUUUUUCAUGUUUACCACAUUUUUUUCAUUCUUUUUUCUUCUUUUUGACUUUGACAAUAAUGAGAAACAGCAAAGACAGGCGUGUGUGAGGUGAAUCCCAGGAACAGGAUUGAAGGUUAUUGUUCAUGAUAAAGUGAGGAAAACAACAUCCCUUUAAUCAGAGCGAUGUGGGGAUGCUCUUCUAGAAAAGACGUCUGCAUUCAGGUGAAAAACGUGGAAAUGUUUUUAAUAACUUUCGUCUUUAAAGUUCCUCAACUUUGUCUCUUAUUUCGCUCGACUUUGAGCUCUUCCAUAACAUUGUGCAUAAUUCCCCUUUUUUUUGUCACUCAGGCGUCUCGUUCCUCUGCCUCCUCAAAUGAAACUAUUUAUCUCAAAUUGAUUUUUUGACAAAUUGAAGUGAACCUCCACCCGUCUCCUCCUCUCUGUGACACUCUGUGCUGCCAGCGAGGAGUCACAGCUGACUGCGUUAGUCACCAUACACUCAGUGCACCAGAGUGUUUGGUCGACACUAAGUGAGCAGAUGGAGAGCCUGAGGGAGUGUAUUUUUGAGACGGAGCCGUCCGUCUCUGCUCUGUUAGCUGACUGAGAUGAGAAUGUACUUGUGUCUUGAACUCGGGUGUCUCGGUUGUACAUACAAAAAAAAAUGAGAAUAAAACCCGUCUGUGUGCGUUUCAGAUUUACGUAAGCAGAUGGCGAGCUCGGAGCUGAGGAACCAGAGGCUGAAGGAGGUGUUCCGGAAGAAGAUUCAGGAGUUUCGCACAGUCUGCUACCUCCUGACCGGCUAUCAGAUAGAUAUCACCACCGAGAACCAGUACAGACUCACCUCAGUCUACGCAGAACACAUGGACGACUCCCUGCUCUUCAAAAAGGUACACUCAGCACAUUUAGAGCUGGAACCGUUAUAACCCGACUAUGAGGAGGUUUAAGAUAGGGGUGGUCGAGACAGAAAAAAUUCACAUCACCAUUUUUUUUUUUUUUAAUAAAAUCACGAUCAUGAUUUUAUCAUCAUUUUUCUGAAGGGAGGGGGCUGAAAAAUAGAAAUAAUAAAUGAAAUAAAAUAUCAACAUUUUAACAACCAACAGCGUAAUAUUUAUCUUAACUGGAUGGUCUCAUUCUCUAAUAAAUUGAAACCAAAAUAAAACUUCACACACAAAAGUCAAUAUUUACAAAAAUCAAAGGUAGUCUGAUGAAUAAUAAAACUCACUUCAAACUAAUUUACAAAACAAAGCAGAUAUAGAGAAGAACAUUUUAUGAUUUUUUCUUUUUUCUCAUAAAUCUCCUCUCUCUCCACUCCUCUCUCAUUUCUCUCACUCCUUUCUUUUUUCCUCUCCUGUACACUGGUAUAUCAAACAUUACUUGUUUUUGUUGAUUAUUAAUUAUCCCAUGAGUCAAUCAGACGAACUUGGUAGAGCUCUGCUGCCGAGUCUCUGCAGAAAAAAAAGAAAGACUAAACAGCGAUUGUUUGUUUUUAUGGUCCUGAUGGAGCUGAUACAGAGAGAAUACGACCUCUCAGUUUAUUGUUUCAUCAGUUUAUCAUUUUUGCAGUUUAUCGUUUUAUUAGUUUAUCAUCUCGUCAGUUAAUCAUUUCACCAGUUUAUCAUUUCAUCAGUUUAUCAUUUCAUUAACACGGCUGAGAUGUGCUGCUCAGUCGGCCCAAAAUGAAGCGGCUCUGAGGGUGUUAGCAGCUAACAUGAAGUCCCUGGGUCAGGUUCAGUUAUCAAGAUCAGGGUUUACCGUACCGAUCAGGACCACUUGGUGGAAAUACACCAAGAUAGUUUUUGCAUCAUUUUGAUUUACUACAAAUAAAACUGUUAUCUGAUCAUCCUGCAAAUAUCCGUGUGAUAAAGAUAGAAGUUUGAUUUGAUGCUCAUGCUGAAGACAUCGAUCUCUUAAAUACUCGGAUGAUCUCAGAAUAAUUACAAAAUAACAGGUUCAGCAUUGAUUUAAAAUGUUCUCACAUAUACAUGAAGUUCUUUAAAGACAAAGUUUUUAACACCACAAAGUUGAACAUCAGAAAAGUUUCCAACAGUUUUCCACCUCAAGGAUGGAGCUGCUCUGUGAAACUUAAUUAAACUAUUACCAUAAGGAAAAUAACUCUUUCUCUCGAACUCUCACAAACACAAAAGGACUUCCUGAGAUCAGAUAUGUUUGCAGGUGAACCACCAGCUCCGUUUAUUCGGAGUUAUUAAACUCGCAGGUUUGAAGUUAAAAGGGAAACGUCGUCAGCAGCCGAACUCCUACAGGCUGCAGCGUCUGCGUCACUGUCGCUGAUAUCUGCCUCUGUGAGAUUUUCACUCACUGCUUCAGGAAGUGACUGUUUGACCUUGCCACCACCAUCCCCACUCCUCCCACCCACCCACUCCCUAUUUUUUUUUCCUUUACUGUUUCCCCCCCACAUCCACGUUUAUGCACCAUUACGCCACAUUAUAGCUUUGUGCCUGACGCGGCCAUGCAGGGAGAGGAGCACUCUGCCGAUACACACUCUCCCCCUCCGCUGUGUGUAAUGAAUGUGUGUGAGGAAGAGAGUGAUGACUGGGCAAUGUCACAGGGUAGGGCUGUAUGAAUCGAUCACUCCUCCCCGUCCGCUCAUUCAGCUGGCUAAAUAAAAACUCUAUGUGCGCCCGUCUCUUCACAGUUUAGCAAAUCUGAUUCUUAAGGAGCUGAAGCUGAAAACAUCCUCUCCUCUCUCUCUCCACUUUCUUCCCUCUCUCUGCACAUUUUCUCGUUUUAUCUCUCUCGUUGUUUAUCUCCCCCACCUCCCUCUCGGUGUAACUCUCUGAUCUGAGUGUGUAGCGGCAGCUAAUCACCGUGUUGUUGCUGUGUUUUGUUACGAUACGGAGAGGCCUCCAGCUAGAACAGAGAGCGUGGAGAAUCUAUACUGGCGAGGAGGAAGACGGCUUUAUUAUCCCGGCAGGGUAAUUAUGGCGGUCAAGUGCAAGGCGACUGUUGCUGGUCACUCCUGCCUCGUUUAAAAACACGAGAAACAGAGGUUUGUGUGUGUGUGUGUGUGUGUGUGUGUGUGUGUGUGUGUGUGUGUGAUAUUUUUAUGCUGGUGUGUCCAAUCUGCCCCAUCGAACCCACCUGCGACCCUGCCAGAAGAGAUAAUUCACCAUCGAUAUUUAUAAACCUCAGACUGCGUCCACACUCCCGCACUCACAUGCAGACACACAAACACACACACACACACACGGUCGUUAUUCCCUCGUAGUGCGCACUGUCACACUCAAAUGCACACAUACUCGCUGCAAUCUGCACACUCCCCCGUCACACCGCACUUCAACCUCCCUCUGCCUGCUGCACAUGCAUACAGAUGUACAAAACCACACACACACACAAAUGCACACACACACACACACAAAUGCACACAAAACAGACGCUAACACCUCCCGCAUUAGCAUUCAGGAUGUUUGCCUCAGUCGGAGUGUGUGUGUGCGACUCACACGCCUGGUGGCCUAUGGGAGCACAGAGGCCUGUACUACUAAUGGAAUACAACACUCAGCUGCACACUCUACACACACACACACACACACACUGUAUUUAAAGAAGGAGACUGGUGCUUAGAAAACACACACACACACACACACACAUUAGUACAAUAUGCCUUAGAAAGUGUGUGUGAGGUAAUCUGCGAUAGGAGAAUAAAAAGUGGACUAAUUGCAGGAUAAGAGGAAGAAAUGGAGGAUUUUGGACAGGAAGCAUAGAAGUCAUUACAAAUGGGAUUCUAAUGUUAUUCACCUCAGCAACAGGGUUGCCAGAUAAUCCUGCUAAUAUCCCCCUCUAGCAGAGGCACUUAAAUCCCUCCCUCCUAUAGUGUAAGCUGUUUAACCUGCAACUGUCGCUCCCGCUCCCUUUCCUCCGUGAAUUCGUUAUGACGCGGCUCUCUUAUUCUCUCACUCUUUCUUCGUCGCUCCUCGGCCCUUUGACAUCCCCGUGAUUCGUUAAUUGAAACGUUUCAAGUCAGACGAGAUGCUUUCUGUCUCUCUUAAUGGUUUAGUCUUGCGUGAAUCUCAACAGGGAUGCGAGAGGAGACGCACAAAGACGGCGAUAAUUACGACCGCUGGAAACGUUUUGUUUAUUCGGUCCUUGUCACAAACUUGGCUCAGAUGUUAUAAUUUAAACGACUUCCUCUGCGAUUCAUCUGAAAAGUGUCAAAGUCUAAUUAAGGAUUCGGGCGGAGAAAAAUGAUACUGAAACGAUACUUAGAGAGGAACGUGUUGAUUAGCGCUCCAGCCUGCGUCUCCACGGUUAUUGUUGGGAUUAGCUGUAACUUUGGUGCGGACUUUCAUGGUCCCUGGAGGAGGCGCUCUGAUGAUGAUCCCUUCACCACUUAUGGAUUGGCCAGAUUCCACGUCUUAAGGCAGUAUCCAUCUCACAAAGCUUCAUACUGGUGCGUUUGUACCCGGAGAGAGAGCGAACCCACCAAUUAGCGUCAUUUGAGCAGAGAGGGACAGUCGCCGUGGGCGCGCUGAGUUGUGGCGAGCCUGUAAACAAUGGCCGCCCUGUGAAGAGAGGAGUGUGACUGCAGCUGUGGUAACUUUUAUAUGAGAACUGAGGUUUGAUGGAGUUCGUGUCUCAUACAAAUGAUUCAUGAAAUAACAGGAUUCAUUGUUACCUGGUCGUGUUUGUGAUGAAAUACGCUCAAACUCGCCUGCUAAGACGUUUAAAGAAAAUGUUUUAAUGUGUGAAAAAUGUUUCUGUUUCCUCUUUCUGUUGAUUUUUUCUUUCUUAGUUUUGAGAGAAAACUUUCACAAAAGAAGCAGCUGAUAAAGAUGUGAAUUUAUUUAUCUGUUUUUGCAGUAAAUUCAGUCGAUUUAAGUAGAAGUGAACAAGAGACAGUAAUUUAAAAACAAAAUGGCUCGUCUGAAGAGGAGAAAAACACUCAGAAAACAGUCAAACUAAGAACAAUAGGGCUGGGCGAUAUGGCCUCAAAUCAAUAUCACAAUAUAUUGAUCGGUUCACCUCGACAACGAUAAAUGGACGAUAACUGCUCCACAACUUUUGAACCGUCCUCCAUCUCCUCACCAUCUCUGAUGUAGGACAGCGUCUUAAAGGGACAUGAGACCGUAGCCUACCUACAAACAUCCAAAAACAACUUUGAUUUAUUUAUUUGACACUGAACAUACUGAUAUGGACAAAAUGACGUUGGUUUUUGUCAUAAAUUUCUGUAUCUGUAACUUUUCAGUUUAUCGCCCAGCCCUAGAGCAGAACUUAUGCGACACAGCUGAACGUGAGCUCACAGAAUCUGGGCAGGACUAACGUUGGCAAAGUUAGCAUCAUUAGCCUCCAUAUGUAGCUCAUGAACAACUUACAGACCCACUCUGAUGAAAAUCAUGUUUUUCUUGUUGUCUACAUGUUCAUAUGUUCAUUUCUCUGAUGCUACAGGACAGAUCAGGAGAAAAAUAAGUGUGAAACUGCGUUUCUGAGUAUUUCUGCGUUCAAAUCUCUAUGAAUCUAAUCUAAGCUCCGCCCACAGAGCCCUGCUAUUUUGGCCACACUGGGUAAAGUAGAGAGGACGAUCGCGGAACAAGCGUGUGCGUUAGCAGAUUGCAAUCCUUGUAAGACAACUAAUUAUGAUAUUAACUGUCAUCAUGUCCCCAAAGACAUUAGUGUCUGAGUGCUGAAUAGCUCCUGUUACCUGCUACUUCUACAACAUCAGCAACGUUAGGCUACAAGCUAGCAUGAAGAGGAGUGUGAAGAGCAGCGCUGACUCCGCCCACGACUCAGGGGUGAAUUACCAAUGAGCUGCUGGCGCUCUGCAGAAGAAAAGUCCUUGAAAAUGACACAGGUAACGUGAUUUUGGCAGAGAACACUUUGAGUAGUAAGUAGUUUUGUCGUCUGUGCUUGUUUACAUCUGGCUGGUCGAGCAUUUUGUUCCAGCAAUGGCAUCACGAGUCUUCAUAAAUAAAAAUAUGAAUAAUUAAACGACACGAUUGCUCGACUACUUUCCCUUGAGUCGACCUAUCAACGUAGCGUGAUAGUGACGCGUUCACGGGGAGUCUGAGAAAGUAAAAUCAGCAGGAACAGAAGGAUUUUUUUGGUAAAGCUGGUUUAGAAGUGGGAGCAUCAACAUUAGAUCGAUUUUCAGCAGUUUGUCUCAGCGUUCGAACCCUGAACCGUACACACAGAGGUUAUCGUCCCUGUAGCAGCUGUUUCUGAUCUGACGCUCGGCCUCGGCCCUUCGCUGCAUGUCUCCUCUCUCACUCUCUUCUUCUCAUAGUUUUGGUCUCUCUGUAAAAUACUCCAAAUAUCUAACUUGGUCACUGAUCACCCGGUUUCCUUUGACCCUGAUUGGCUGAUUCUUUAGGUUUUAAUAUUCGCAUUUUCACACAAACCAUUCUGGUACUGAGUGAGGGUUUAAAUCCACCGUAUCUCUCCUGUAUCAGGUCUUAAACAUCGUCAGCGUUCGCUCCGACUUCUUCUGAGUAUACAAACGUCGGUCGACUUCAAAGCCUCAUGAGUCUCAUUACCAUGACUUCUCUUACGUUUGAUCAACUUCAAGGUAAAGUCGAAAGUUGUGAGUGUCAAAGUCGACUCUCAGAGCUUUUAUUUUGUUGUGCAGAAGCUCCUCCGUCUGCUGUUUGUCACUUAAUAAUGGAUUAAUGCAGUGUUAUGUUAAAACGGCUGUGAUGCCAGGAGUAUUUUGAUAGGGAAAUUGUGCGGAAAAUGUUGUUGUGUGUGCAUUAGCCCGAGUUGAGCAUGUGUGAAAUUAGUAUUUUUAACUUACCCCUAGGUGAGAGGGCUGAUUAGCAUCAGUGAUUAGGUAUUUAUGAAGCCCCGCUAAUCAGGGAGAUAAACACCUUAGCUGUGUGAGUGAGCGACUGACUCAUUUCAACACUUUUCCUCCUGAAGUUUCUCACACAGAGAGGCACCGCUCGCAUCUUACAACCCUCAAAUUUUCAAUUUAAAGCUUCAGAUAAACACAAAGUCCAAAAAGUCAGGAAAAAGGACUCCGCGGUAAAUUAUUUCUGCAGAAAAACCAUGAUUAGGUUGCAGCCGUCCCGAGAAAUAACCGCAUUUUUUGUGUGUUUUGUUUUUCUCUGUUUAAUUUCCUCUAAGCUGUAAGAAAAUAGUUUAUUUUCCUCACAAGAUAAUGCCGGCCUGAGCAGCUCAAAUGAAGCUGUGCAGCUGUCAGAUAAAGACCUGAAAUUGGCCCGUGAUGUGUGUGUUGUUCGGAUUUUCACCUGAGAAACUUUAGUGGAGGAACUUUCGCUGAGCCGGAGCAGUCUUAAAAAAAAACAAGAGAGGCUCAUUGUAGACAAACAAGCCGUACAAGUUGUGCGUCUCUGUAAGUAAUCUCCCAAAGCAGACCCACUGCUGGGCCUACACACCUCUGCUAUUGAUUAGCUCAUUAACAAAUAAACAAACACAUGCGCACAGAGCCCAGCUCUCUGCACAACUUGGAGAUGUUCCCUGUCGACUCUCCUCUCUCUUCCUCCUCCUUCUUCUCUUCCUUCCCUCUCUUCCUGCUCACUCUCCCUCAUUCGUCACUUUCUUGACACCCUCUCCCUCGUCGUUCCUCCCUAAUGAAAGGAGAAGAUAAAAUCUCAGGGCCAGCUCAUUAAAAAGGUUCUCCCAAUUAACUGUCAACCCUCUCACAAGAGACAGAGAGAGAGAGAGGAGGAACGUAUGGAUGGAUGGAGGGCUGGUGGUGUACGUAAAGGUGGAGCAGAAGGUUUCCAGGAGUGAAUCCCUGUAAAUAAAGUCACAUUAUUUGUGUGUGUAGCUGCGUGUGAGAGGAGCAGGAGAAGAACCAGGACAGUUAAUAAAGUACAGUUUAUGAACACUGUCGGCCUUUAAUGACCUGUCUCUGUUUUAUCAGCCACUUGGGGAUGAUUAACUCUGCACAAAUGUGUGUUUGCCUGAGAGAGCGUGUGUGUGUGUGUGUGUGUGUGUGUGGAAGACAGAGUGAAUGGCGUUGGUCAUUUAUGGCUUAAUUUUGAAAUAACUUUGAGGCUGACAGGACUGCAGCACCAGGAAGACUUCAUCGUGGUCCAUCUGGGUCAGUGUCCAGAACCUCUCUCUCGCCACGCCGUCAGCCUCCCUUUCUUUGUUUUCUUAUUUUCCAGCCAAUCAAAUUUGAUGCGGCUGGAGCGCCGGGGUGUUAUUUGUAGCAGACGUGGUGGCGGCCACUUAAAAUGAUAAGGGCCAAUGAAGAUGUUGUAUUUUCUUUUUUUGAAGCGUUUUCUUAUUGAUUAGAGAGUAAAGUGGAGUGUGGAGCCGGUGUUUUAAAGGGAGCGGCAGUUACUGAACCUUCACUUUCACUUUUAACAACAACAGCACCAUUACCAGCAGCCAGUGCCGUGUAAAAAUACCAAUAAAGCUGAUUUAAAAAGGGGAGGAUGGUUAAGAGGACUUGAUUUUCCAGGAGGGUAGUCGAACUCACAGGAUUAAGACCUGGAGGGGGAGCCUGACGUGGGUGUUGAAGAGACUCAGCACGCCAGGAAAGACCUGAACGGAACAAUAAGGAAACUAACGGAACAGAUCUUAGGUUAAAAAGUUAACUCAUGUCAUGACAGGGUUUCCCCCUCGCUGUUUGGCUUUGGACACGACUUAUGACAUCGACAAACGUCACCCAGUAUGAUGAAGAGAACAACAAGCGGUCAUGAUGUCACGCUAUAUGAUUGGUUGAAAAUUGGUGCGAAUGACGUGAAAGAUUGUGGUUGGUCCAGACAUUAUAGAAGCGGUUCUUGCCAGAUUAGGUUUCAUGGGAUUGUAGUUCUUUGGAGAAAACAUGGACAAAUUUUAUGAAGCGACCUAUCUCUACUGAUCAGAGGGGACUAACGACAGCCAGACUACCACCUCUCUUAGGUCGUCAAGGAAAUGUGGAGUAAAAGCAAAACUAUCUAUUGAUAAACGGAGACCCUGUGUACGUGGUUAAAAGUGGUUAAAAAGACGUCUUUACCAUACGUCUAAACAAUGUCUAGAUUCAGACGUCUUCUUUUUGGGCUAAAUUUCGGCCAUGACGGGCCGACAUGGUUUAGCCUGAAAAAAGACGUCUAAAUGACGUUGGGUGUUUGGUGGGAACGGUUUGAGAGGUGUCUAGGAGGCCAUCUUUGUCCAACCGGAGGAACCGUCCUUGAACAGAGACGGUGGACUACGGCACUUUUAAUCCUCCACCUACAGAUCAGCUCCAGAGUCCUUUGGACAACGAUCAAAACAAAGUCUCCAACAUCAUGUGAGCAUGGCAAACCUGAAGAGACCCAGAAGGGCCCCCCUCCAGGUAAAACCAGGUCAACGACCAUGCCAAUGACUUUAACGGCUCAAUUCUACAAGAUACGGAACGGCUGCACUCCACUCUGGAGUGGCGGAUCAAAUACACAAGCAUUAUAAUCAGUGCGUGUGAUUUGCUCCGCUGCUGAUUGGCUCCGGCCGUUGGAUCAGAUACUCAAGGCUUCUAUUUUUGCCGGACGCCGCAGCACAACGUAUCAAUUUAGCGCAGCACGAGCAGCAGCGGAAGUUGUACGCGGCUACAGAGUAAAAUAAAGUAAAAUCGGUUAAUUUUCAAAAUAAAAUAAAGUCAAUACGUUGAACUGUUCUUCACGUCAUAAUGGGAGGGGCCAGGGUUGUGGGAUGUGGUUGUUUAUGUACACCGCCGAUAACAUUCAGUGUCUCACGUCGAAACACUCGAUCUUGUGAGAUCUGGUCCAGUCUCGUGAGAUAUAUCGGUAUCUCGCAAGCGCUUCUCCUCCGCUUGCUGCAGCAGAUCGGACCCGGUGGACGCUGUAUGCUUGCGUUUUUGAUUCGUCUGCCGUUCUGGAGCGUAGUGAAGCGGUGGAAUCUCACCGUAACCCUAACCCAGUCCAUUUACACGAAGGCUAUAAAAGGAAGUCUUAAACAGGAAGUACUGGACAGCUGAUUGGUGAGACCAAACCGACCCCAAACACGCUGAGGAGAGAUGGUGAGGUCUGCAGACACGCAUGUUUGCGCGCUUAAUUACAGCGCAGCCUUUUGUGAAGUUGUGUUAUUGCACAUCUACAUGUUGUCACUGCAGUUGUUGUGGGUUAAUUGUGCGACACUAAUGACACACCUGUUUGAGAUGCACCGAUGGUGAGGCUCCUUAAAGGGAUCAUCACCGUUCUAUUAAAUAUCAGACAAUAGAAAUUAAUCAAAUUAUCCGAGGCUCAGAAAUGAAACUGAACUCAACAUCUGGACUUCAGGACUGUUGACCUGACGUCCGUCCGUUCAGAUCUCUCCACGCUCCCUUAUGGUCGGCUCUAAGAACCCUCUGACUCACCCUCAUGUACUCUGAGCUGACUGUACUCCUCCCUCUGACAGAGCUCUAACUCUGCCGUAGUAUUUCUAAUUUUAGCCCAAUUUGAUCAAACAAGGUCGGAGCAGACUUCACAUCAACAAAGCUAUAAAAGAAAUCCUGUCAUGAUUUCACUGAAGAGAGGAGUGUGUGUGUGUGUGUGUGUGUGUGUGUGUGUGUGUGUGUGUGUGUGUGUGUGUGUGUGUGUGUGUGUGUGUGUGUGUGUGUGUGUGUGUGUGUGUGUGUGUGUGUGUGUGUGUUUUAGUAGAGUCAAAUGGGUUUUGUGUUAUUACUGUAAUAACAGUGAGAUCUGUUGUCUCUUGUAGUCCUAUCGCACACGGACUCUGCCGGUCUGAAAUAUCUCACGUGCACGAGCUCGGGGUUCACGGGUCUGAUGGAGAGCGUAAAGCAAUAAAAUGAAAAUGAAAGAAGGAAAGAAAGAUGGACGAGUGGGUGUUUGGGAGAAGACAGAAGGCAUGCUGGGACUGAGUUUCACUUUGCUCACUGACUGAAACAAAACACUCGCUGAUGUAUCGCUGAUAGCGAUGAGGCUAAAGCGGGAAAGAGCGCUAAUAAACAGUAAACAUGAAGACGGAUGGGAAUAGGAGCGUGAAUACAUUAAGGUUUUAUUUUUCUGUGGAUGUGACUUUGUGUGUUUAAACCUUCAGAGAGAAAUCUUGGAGCAGAAAGACGAGGAUGUUGACUCUGAUUUCUCCUGACAGUUUGCUGUCCUGCUCCCCCUCAGGGUGUGUGUGUGUCUGCGCGCGCACAUGCACAUGUGUGUGUGUGUGUUUCUUGGCGUCGCUUGCUCCUUUGGUCGAUGUGCUGAACAUAUGUCUGCUGUCUCCAUGGUAACGUGAUACAUCAGGAGCGCGCACAGGUCCACCUGAGGUCAUGAAUAUUGGCGAGCCCGAGCGGCUCUGUCACACACUCUCAGCUCUUCACACGUGGACGUCGGCUCCGUGACUUAAUCACUUGACCCGGUCGGCCGCAGGAUUCAGGAGGAAUCUAUCUGAAGACAGAGACGAGAGGACUUCAGUGUGUCCGACCGCUUUACACUAGUGAAGUGGAAGUGGAUGAAUUUGACUGAAGGGAGCUCUGUAGCUCGAACACGUCAAGGUGUGUUUUCAGGUUUUUAGGAGAAUCUGUGUGUUUAUGAAGAAGCUGGUAAAAGCCUGAAGGACUCCAGAGGGAGUCGUGUGAAGGCAAGUUUAUUUGUGUAGCACCGUUCAUACCCGAGGAAAUUCAAAGUGCUUUACAGAUACAAGGAGAUACAUAAAAAAAGAGAUUAGAACAAUUACAAAUCAAUGAGACAAACAGAUACGUUUUUUCAUCCGUUCCAUGUUCGCCCUGAAAACCAUAAAAACCAUUGUUUCCCAGAAAAACAAAUUGGGUCACAAGCUUUCAGACCUGGAGCUCCACAGAUGGAAACUAGUUUUCUCCUCGUCUUUUUCAGACGGUAUUAGUUGUACUAGUUUUCUCUUUGUCUAUCUCAGACGGUACUAGUUGUACUAGUUUUUUUUUAUCUAUUUCAGACAGUAUUUGUUUUCUCUUCAUCUAUCUUUGACGGUAUGAGUUGUACUAGUUUUCUCUUCGUCCAUCUCGGAUGGUUUAAGUUUUCCCUUCGUCUAUCUUUGACAGUAUAAGUUGUACUUGUCUUCCCUUUGUCUAUCUUUGAUGGUAUUAGUUGCUCUAAUUUUUGCUCCUCAGCUUUUUACCUGUUUUCUCCAUUUCAUUAGUUAGGUCCCAUUUUGGUCUUUAUUCCCCUUAUAAACAUGGAACAGAGGAAGCAUUUGUCAGCUUAGAAUCCAUAAAAUAUAAAAAUGUAAUUUAAAAUCAUUAAAACUGUUCAAAUUGACGGAACAGCAAAGUAGAAGUUGAAGGUUUUGACGCUGUAGGAAAGCUGCAGUAAACAUGAAUGUUUUCGGCCCUGCAUUAAAUGAACUCUAAUAAAGAUGUGACCAAGACCGCCUGUUAAAAAUGGAGUCCUGGUGUGUAGAGCUUCAUGGACAUGAGAAAUUAAUUACUUACAUGAAUGCAUCAGUUUUAAUUUCCUUAAUCCAUGCAUCACUCCUGUAUGACAGUAUGAGGGCGGCUCGAUAAUGAGGAAAACCAAAAUCACGUUACUUUCAGUUGAUCGUGAUAUCAGGAUUAUUGAAAAACAAUUACUGUUGUUGUAAUCUGCAUCACACACAUUAUAUAGUCUUAAAACUUCUUUAAAACGUAAAAACUCCAGAUCACUGCAGAUUCUCCAUUUUCUGCUCAGUGUGUCCCUUGACUUUUCAGACACACACACAGAGAAACACACACCUGCUCUCCUCCUCCUCCUCCUCCUGCUCCUCUCUCUGCUCUCCUCUCUCCCCUCCUGGUUGCCUGAUUCUUACUGCCGAUAUUUGUUGAGGAGGCGUCCUUCAUAAACCAGCACUAAGUAAAGCAAUAUUACCAAUCUUUAGGUUACCAAUCAAGGCAGCGUUGAAUGUAGGGCUGUAGCGAUACAUCAGUUUCAUGAUACACAAUAUUUAGAUCACGGUACAAUAUAUCGUUACCUUGCCCGGGUGGUGACGUUUUAGGUUGUAUUUCCAGAAUUUCUCACGUUUGUGUGACACAGCUUUCAAAUCGCCAAACUUUUAUCUAAAUCGACGCUUUCCUUCUUCCUUUUAAAACCAAAGUGCUCCCACACGUCUGCUUUUAAGCAUGACGGUGCUGGAGUUACAUUCCCUGCCAUACUCUUGAACCUCCUCGUUCUGACUUCUUUUCUUUAAAGAUAGUAUCUAGACGGGAUACUUGUUAUAAAUGUGCUACAGAAGACCCGAAUCGCUCUUCCUGCAAAGUGAACGGAGCGGCUGAAUAAUCGGGGAAAAAAAGGAAUUUAUAUCCCAGAAUCGAUAGAAUUGCUCAGCCCUAGCUGAACGCAGCAGUUCAAGAGCGUCGCCUCAGAAAACAUCCAAGUUUAAAACUGAAGCUCUCUCAAACAUCAUGAGAUGUUUCUGCUAAGAUGUGGGGAGUUUAAAUGAUCCAAACUUUACAGCUAAGAAACAACAACGUGUCUUUUAUUCCACUUUCAUGACUCUAAUUUAUGAAACAGAAGGAUAUCUGUCAUGUCAGUCUCUGUCCAUCAGCUCAGGUCGUGUCUCUGACUUUGAAUAUCCUUCGCUCAGAUCAUUUUGUUUUCAUUUUUUUAAAGUUGUAAAUAUUCUCUGCACUGCUCUUCAGCUGUAAAGGUCAGCUAUCUUAUGAGCUUCCUCUGAGUAUUUGUGUUUGCUACCAAGACGUGUAAUUAGCCGCCUAAUCUCCUCGCCCAGAGGAGAUAACUUUGACAUACAGGCGAGGUUUACAGAGAACUUUUCGAGUUUAGUUUAAUUUGGAGGAAUAAACUUUUUCAGGUCCUUUAUUUCAUAUUCUGAUGCAGUUUUUAGAUAGAAGUUUACAUGCUGUGCACAUGAUGUUCUAAACAAGAGAGCUAACUGUAACAUCCAUGAGUAGACUGUCAGUGUUUUGACUCUCAUGAUUUUUUAAUUAAUCACAACCAGACUAAUAUGUUUGGACUUUAGAGGUAUUGUAGUCCAAAAUCUAAAACAGCUGCUGCUAUCAACACUGGCUUUGACCACAGGGGGCGCCAAAAUUGACAACAAACAAACAGGAGUUCCUUAAGGGAGCUUUAUAUGACUUUAUGUUUUCUGCUGCAGAUCCAGAGCUGGGCGAUAAACCGAAAAUGUAUCGAUACCGAAAUUUAUGAGGCUCACAGCGAGUCUUGUCUCCUUUUGUACGGAAAAAGAGCAUUCAUUUAAAUUUCAGUCUAUUUCUUAAAUAUCUAAAAACCCCUCAAACGAGCUUUAACGGCCUUUUUACUGGACAUGAUCUAAUCGCGUUUACAGUUAUCUGUAAUAUGACUCCUUUGAUAAAAACUCAAGUCAUGUGACUGUGUUGUGCACGUGCUCACAUCGCAGUUACAAAGGCAAAAUAAUAUAUUGUUCAUACAUUAUACGUAUAUAGAGCUGGGCGAUAAACCUAAAAUUUACUGAUGCUAAAAUUUAUGACAAUAUCUGACAUCAUUUUGCCCAGAUCGGUAAAUUCUGAGUCAAAAAAAUAAAUAAAUCAAAGUUGUUUUUGGAUGUGUGUAGGUAGGCUAUGGUCUCAUGUCCCUUUAAGACACUGUCCUACGUCAGAGACGUGACUCCGCCCCAUCCAGUCUGUAACAAAGAGGGAAAGACAGGUGAGGAGAUGGAGGACGGAGAGAAAGUUGGAGCGGCUGAAGUAGACGAAGUUAAUGUGGGAGGGGGUGAGCAGCUGGUGGAGUAGUUAUCGUCCAUUUAUCCUUAUUUAAGUGAACUGAUCAAUACAUGUCAUGAUAUUGAUUUGAGAUCAUGUCGCCCAGCCCUAUGCAGAGCUUCUCCAAUCCCUGAUAAGUUUUAAUCUUAUCCUAAAUGCAUUCUGGGUAAGAUGUUUUGCUCUGUGUGUAACUGAAAUAAGUUCACAGAGUAAAGUGUAAAUCCAGCGAAAUAACGUGAUCUCCUCUCUGAUGGCAGCAGCUUUGUUUAAGGUCAGCUCAGUGUCUCUCUCUCAGCUCAACUGUCUGAUUAAUGAGCUGUCAAUCAAGCAUCAAAGUGACACCCAGAGCAGAGCAUUAUUGGAUAUUUGGAGGUUUUUUUCCCUCCUUCUUUUCCCCUCGACAGAUUUUUCAAAACUAAUCCUCUGAGAUAACCGCUCAGAGUUGAAAUAGGAAUUGAUCCUGGACGCCGAUUCUUUACAAACAGUUUGAAAUUCCCUGAAAGUUUGACGCUUUAGAGAUCAGAGAAAUCCUGAACGAACAAAACAACAAAGACGUCUCUGAACCUCCAGACUCCUGUUUUAGUUUUCAGGUGUCUUUAACUGACAAACUGUAACUGAUUCCAUGUUUUAUGUAUUUAUGCGAAUCAUUAGCUGUUAGUCAUCACACGCCUCGCAGGAUGGUUCCCUGUCAGACGUAUGUUAUCAUUAGUCAGUCAUUACUCAGUGCUUUAAAAACAAACAGUCAAGCCAAAGCUGAUUAGAAUAUAAAUAUGGAUCAAACGCUUCCUGCUUGAAUUAUUUUUUUAUUCGGUGGGCUUUCUCUUACUCCUCUGACUGCAGAAAAAUGCCAAAAUCUGCAUUUAAAUUGAAAGCUAUUCAUCUGCAUAUUUCUGAUUAUUCAAUUAAUUCGCCGUCUGUUUUUCAGCCCCACCAAUCAGCGGCUAUGCAGCGGCGCGGCGAGGUUGAUUAUUGUGGAUGCCGCCGCUCUGUGUGGGACAGUCCAGUGAGGGUGUGUGCAUGAAUACUUUAUAAGUGUGUGUCGGGUGGAUGGAUGGAUGGAGGCAGACUCUGAAAAGAGGCUAAAAGAGUAAACAAGGAGUGAAUAUUCUCCGACCGAGGAGGGAUUUAUUCAGCAGAGGCAGAGAGGAGACAACGACGACAACGACGGAGGAGGAGAGAAGCCUCCUCAUUAGCAGUGGAGAGGGGAGACAGAGGUCAACUGGUCUGUGAACUUCAUGUCACCACCUCAAUAUGGAGCCAUCUAUCACUCUGUCUGAGGCCCGGGUUUUACAGAGGGGUGCAGAGUCACCUCAGUGUGGACAGGGAAGCUCUCAUAAAGCACUUAUAGAGGUGGGAGAGCAGAGACAUAAAGAGUGGAGCAGCGCUGAUUUAUCAUUAUCUCUACAGUCACAUUACAGGUCUGACAAUCAGACUUACACGGAAUUGAAAAGGCUCAUCAAAUGGAAAUGAGGAUAUGGAGAGAGGAGACGAAGGAGAACAGAAACAGUGGUUGCCUGGGGGAGGUCUCAGAGAGGCGUGACGAGAUUAUUAAAAACACGUCCAGAUCAUUUAACCUGCAACACUGAAUAUAUGAGGCGUAUUUUCCUCAUUCUCCCCUUUACAAACCGACAGAGAUCCUUUACAGCUCGAAAACUUUCCUGAACCUUCCUCCUGUGUUCGCUUUUACUACGCAGCCACCAUGUUAAGGGUCAUUUUUGAUCCGUGUCUUAAAUCAUCUUUGAAUUACACUAAAAUCAUUUCUCUAUCAUCCAGUUUGGUUCUCAUCUCUACGUUACCUUGUUAGGCUUCAUUAUCCAUGAAAAUAUUGAUUAUGAUAGUUAUUGUUGUGGUCCUCUGGGCCUUUCUUUGUCGGUAUACCCCUCACACAGACAUCUAUACUGAAUGGAUCUCAAUUUUAAUGAGAGCAUUUUAUAAUUUAGUCCAUUUUUUAAUUUUUAUUUUGUUGAAACAGAGGUUCCUGACAAAGUCAAAAAGUCUUGAUGUAAAAAAGCUAAUUUAUGUGUUUCUUUUAAGUAUUUAAAAUCAAAAACGGGUUAGUGUGGACCCUAACACAGGAGGAGGGUUAUCUAAUACGGCCUCCAGAAAACCCUUUACGACCACUGCAGCUCUCCAGUGAAAUAAAGGGAGAGCAACCUCCUGGAUUUGAGGCUCGCCGUUAGUUCCCUCGAAUAACGAUUAGCAGUCAGCUAAUGUGAGAUUAGCCCCAGGUUUCAGUAACAGUUGAGACGCAGCUCCAAAAACAGCUGCUGUUUCAAAAAACAUAAAAACUUCCCACUGAUUUCAGGUUCACCUUUGGGAAGAAAAAACAGCUGUGACUCUCAAAACCAAAAUAACAUUUAAGAGCAAACUUCAAAAGAUGAGCCGGAUCAGCAGAGGGCGGAGGAAAAAGACGAGCAGCUCCUGGGUGGGUGUGGCCUUUGGUAUCAUCCUGGUUGGACAGCACAGCUGACGUCAGGUCAGUAGACGAAGUUAAUGUGGGAGGGGCUGAGCAGCUUGUGGAGUAGUUAUCGUCCAUUUAUCGUUAUCGAGAUGAACUGAUCAAUAAAUCAUGAUAUUGAUUUGAGGCCAUAUCGCCCAGCCCUACAUAUACAGAUAUAAUUCAGCCUUAUUGUGCCUUUAUUUACAGCCAUUAUUGUGAUUCCAUCUUCUACCUUCACAUAUGCAGAACAUCUCGUGUUUAAUGUUAAUGCUUUUUAUUCUCAUAGGUUUCAUUUAUUGGUAUUAAGCGCAUUCAGCUGAACAUUACAACCCACAAACUACAAUUAUAACGCAGGUACAUAAACUCCAUGAAAUAUUCAGAGCCCUUUAAGAGCAGUGAAAGAAGAAAACACAAAGCAGGAAUAUUUUAUGGGCUGAAGAGUGUUUGUCGGAGGUUUUCCUGGUGUUUUAUUUAAAUUACAGGUUCAACACGUCGGCCUCUUGGCUGCAUUUAAACGAUAAGACUCACACGUUUGCUUCAAUCUGUGGGAGAAAACUCGGUAUUAUUCCCAACCAGCUGUGCAGUCAUUAGAAAAUUCAGCCUUCAAAUGUCAGCUGUCUGAUGUUUAUUUUGAAAAACAAAUUCCAAAAUACCAAAUCAUCUGAGGGGAUUAAUUAGUUUAUCAGUAAGUACGUCAAAAUAGAGUUUAUCAGCAGCUGAGCCCAUGAUUGAAAAGUGGCAAAAAUAUUCCAAAGUUGUUGUUUUUACGACUUUCUCUAAUUUGUGCUUUUCUUUGUCUUUUGGAAAUAUUGUGAAUUUUGUGUCGGGGAAAAUCAGAUAACUGUGGGAUCAUUUUCACAUUUGAAUUGUUUAAUUGAGAUGACGAAUUUAGAAUCAAAAUAAUGAUCAUAUCCCGUAUUCUGAGCCACCUCGUACUCCGUGAGCUGCAAAAAAAACAGGUGAAAUAAGAUAAAAAUACAGCGAUACAGUUUGAAGAAGCAAAGUUCAUGUGAAGGUCAAGAAAACAACAGCACGUUUGUUUCUUCUCAUCUGCGCGCUCGCCUCAGUCUCGGCUUUGAGCGUCUUGUCUUUUAUGUGUUGCUGUCUAACCGUCUCGGGGCGUGGGUGUGCACCUUUCCUCUGACCCUGUCUGCUUUGGCGGAGGAGCGCGAUUGUCAUUCAGGCGGCGUGCGGCUCCUUGGUUGGAUGAGGUCACUAUAAAGCCCCGCCCUGCAUCUCAAGCCCUGAGGUAUUGAUUUCCUUUAAUUGGAUAGACAAAUGAAAAGAGGAGCAGAGUGGGAGAGCAGCCCUCCUCUCCACUGUGGAGCUCUGUCCUUCUUAAAUUUGGUGUGAAAGUUGGUCGUGUUGGAUUCCUCCCCCUGAUGUUCGGGGAAGCGGAGAUCAGUUCUGUGUCUGCUCUGAUUCUGGAUCAGGUUGAUGACACCCUGCAGGAGGGAGCGCUCGUACCUGCGCUCGCCUUAACCUCACCUUGCUUUCUCUUUUCCCCGUCUCACCCCUUUGGCAGAAUGACAGAAUUCCAGUUGUUUUCAAACGUAAGUGGAAAUGUGUUGUUUUCAUAAAGGUCAGGUAUUGUUUAAAACACACUUUGGAGAAGUGUGAAUAUGCAAAUAAACAUUGAUAAGGUCAGCAUUUGAAUAAAGCUGAUUUCAAAAGAAACCUCCUCUGACCUUUUACUCACUUUUUAUUUUGAGUUUCCCUGAAUCACCAAAGAGAUCCCUGAGAAAAAUCCUGCAGUUGUUAAAUUUCUGGCUCUUCAGGUGCCUUUUGUUUCUUUGCUUUCUCUGGACCUUAAACAGAUUUCACACUCUGCCUCGUUGAAUGAGAAGAAGGUCGGUGUGUCUGGACUUUAUAAUGUGAGAAAAUGAGUGAGUCAGUAAAAUGUUAGUGAACAGAAUCAUUAAUUAUGAUCAUCUUUAGGAUAUUUAAUCAGCUAUUUCAGAGCAGCUGUCAGUCGUAAUCAAAACCUCCUUUCAUUUUCUCUGCUUUGGUGUUAUUAUUUAAUCUUACUCUCCAGUUUUAACACCUCAACUGUAUCAACACAGUCUGCUUUGAUUCUGACAAGAUCUUCCCGAGGCAAACACAGAGCUCUUUUAUUUACUCUGCUCAGACUCAGACAGCAGGAAACAUGAAACCGUGUUAAAAAGGUUUGUGAGGAGAGGAGGCGGCGUUUUACUGAAAGAAGAACCAAAAUCUUUUCUCAAUAUUCAGGGCAACAGUCUGUUAUCACUUGAUCACAAACCAUUGCUAUGAUAAUCAAACUGUUGCUAUCAUGAUCAAAUUGUUGCUAUGACAGUCAAAUUGUUGCUAUGAAGAUCAAACUGUUGCUAUGACGAUCAAACUGUUGCUAUGACAAUUAAACCAUUGCUUUGAAGAUCAAACCGUUGCUAUGACGAUCAAACUGUUGCUAUGAAGAUCAAAUUGUUGCUAUGAAGAUCAAACUGUUGCUAUGACGAUCAAACUGUUGCUACGACGAUCAAACUGUUGCUAUGACGAUCAAAUUUUUGCCUUAAAGAUCAAACUGUUGCUAUGACGAUCAAACUGUUGCUAUGACAAUUUAACCGUUGCUAUGAAGAUCAAACCGUUGCUAUGACUAUCAAACCGUUGCUUCGACGAUCAAACUGUUGCUAUGACGAUCAAAUUGUUGCUAUGAAGAUCAAACUGUUGCUAUGACGAUCAAACUGUUGCUAUGACAAUUAAACCGUUGCUAUGAUCAAAUGACGAUCAAACUGUUGCUAUGACGAUCAAACUGUUGCUAUGAAGAUCAAACUGUUGCUAUGACGGUCAAACCGUUGCUAUGGAGGUCAAACUGUUGCUUUGGAGAUCAAACUGUUGCUAUGACGAUCAAAUUGCUAUGCAGGCCAAACUGUUGCUAUGACGAUUAAACUGUUGCCAUGCAGGUCAAACUGUUGCUAUGAAGAUUAAACCGUUGCUAUAAAGGUCAAACUGUUGUUUUAAAGAUCAAACUGUUGCUAUGACGAUUAAACCGUUGCUAUGAAGGUCAAACUGUCCUCUUUAUCCCUGAACAAUGUCUUCUAUCCUUAAAAUUCUCACCCUGCUGGUUUUUACAGUCAAGUUUAUUGUUUUUUUGUAAAUAUUUUAUGUUUAAGAAAAAAAGGGGGGGGGGGGCUGACUCCUCCCACUCAGACUGGUUUUAGAUAUAAAAAUAAAACAUGAUUGUCCUCAAUCAUUCCCUUAAUGGACUUGUUUACUUUUGUACAUCAUAAGAACACAUCAAUAUGAGUUUCAGUCCAUUUUGUGGAUGUCAGAAAACUCCUUACUGGAGCUUUAAUGGCUGACAGGCUGAGGAAGAAAGAGAGAAGGUUACAGGACCAGUGGAGCUGAAUGAAAGAUGUCAAACUAAAGAUGUGACUUUAAUCACAGACCCUGAAGGACAAACUGCGAUCCGGUCGAUGUCCAGUGAUGGUUUGUUUACAAUCACAGAAAAGAAAGCUGAAAUAAGACAGGAGAGGUGAGGGUCUGAAAUCUGUCGGCUUUAUAGAAGUCAACAAAAGUAAAUACAGACUGAGUUUCCAAGGACUGAGAAAAGAGAGAGACAAUGACAGAGAGACAGAAACACAUCAUGCUUGAGAGUCAUGUCUGUAUCUGUAAUCUAGACUCGGUUCUGACCAGACUCUUCUGGGACCAGACUAUCCACUCAGUCUGGGCAAGGUCGCUCUCCCGUAUAUCUCCUUUUUCCGUGCCAAGUGUGUAUAAUAAUGUACGCUUUCUCACCGCCGCGUCAGAGAGAGACACGUGUACUUGGAAUGAGGAAUAACUGUUGUCGUGGUUCAAUAUGUACUGAUGCCUAAAACAUGAUCAAGAGUGAGAGGUGGUCCGCUCUGAGUCCAGGCCCGACCUUCAAGAAGUAGACCUCAGAAACACGAGAGAAACUUUCACAGCAAACGUAAGAAACAGGAACGCUGAGGUCUUUUCUCCUGGAUUUAUCAACUUUAGUGCCUCCAUAGUAAAAGUAUUGUGUAUUUGAAAAGAAUAAACACUGUGAACUCAGCGACCUGUUGCUGGUUGGAGAAAGUGACAGAAUGAGUCAAACCUUCAGGGUGUGGGAGGGAUGUUUGUGUGAAAGUUCCGGUAUUUUACUUCCUUUGUUCGUUCUGCUAAACCGUAGAAAUCUGAUCAAAUUUCAGAGGCUGGCUCCGGUGGACGAGUCCUCCAGGAAGCUGUUGUUGCAGGUCAUCUGGCUGCGUUUCAGGUCCCGACAGUUCUUGGACCGGCUGCUGUGGCAUCUGGAAACUGUUUAGAGUUCAUUUCUGCACAAAACUAAAAUUUGUUCGACCCACUUUUUUGGUCCUAAAAUUGAAAUCUUGGAGAUCUCUGCUCUUGUUUUGAUGUUGUUGUCAUUGUGUGUUUCAGAUGACGUUCAAGUUAGUUCUUUGUUGAUUGUUCUCAUGCUGUCGUAGGAAUCUGGAUUUUCUGGGAGGGUUGAGGGAGACGUUUGGUAUUUUAAAGAGAAUGUUGACUUGAGAAGAGGCUUUAUCAAUAUCAAGUGGAGCAUUUAGAGGGUUGAACUCCAUCCCGUUCACGACUCUCAUGGUCAGAAUUUCUAGGUGCAGCCAGAGCGUUGAGGGGGUCAGGUUUGGUGGUCUCAGGAUUGAGUCACUGCUUUAUGCAGAUGAUGUGGUCCUGUUGGCUUCAUCGGGCCGUGACCUUCAGCUCUCUCUGGAUCGGUUCACAACUGAGUGUGAACCUCUCCAGGUCUGGGAUCAGAUCCUGCUCUAAGUGGAGGAGUUCAAGUAUCUCGUGGUGAAGAAGGAGCCGAACUGAAAGUCAAAGCUCUCGUUUCCUAGAUAUGUUCCUUCCCUCACCUACGAUCACGAGAAAGAGCGAGAUUGCGGGUUCAAGCGGCUAAAAUGAAUUUCCUCUGCAGGGUCGGCCGAAGGUCAUCCAGGAGGGGCUGGGAGUAGAGCUGCUGCUCCUCCAGGUGUUCAGGGCAAGUCCCACUGAUAGGAGACCACGGGGAAGACCCUGGAACACCUCGAGGGAUGAGGAGGAAAGUCUGGGCUUCCCUGCUGACCUGCAACCCGACUUUAGACUAACGUUAGAAGAAAGAGGGAAUUUCUCCAGAUAUGAACUUUUGGAUAAAUUGAGGUCGCACCUUUGGGAAUAAGCGUUUGUCACAUUUACAGAGAGCUCAUAGUGACCUCUCGUGUCCUUUAUGUAGACAAUCGAAUAAACAACAGACCUGGACAGAGAUGGUUUUAUAAUUCAGUCCAAACGCUGGAUCUUCUGGCAGUAAAAGCCUCUCUCUCUCUCUCUCUCUCUCUCUCUCUCUCUCUCUCUCUCUGUCUUUCUCUCUCUCUGUCUUUCUUGUUCCAGCACUUCUUUAUCUCUGACCCUGAGCGCAGCUGCCUCACUUUGGCGUUAAUAACCUUUAUGUACAGCGUGUAAAUCUGUCGUACCUUUUCGCCGCCGUCUCCGUGAGGGUCGGUGUGUUUUUUUCCUCCUUUCGUAGUUUUUUCACCCUGAACGUGGUGUUUUUUCGUCUCCUAAAGGCCUUCAUCAACAUUCGACGUCUGAUAAUAGGACAAACUUUGGACCCUGAGGUCUCCAUGGUAACCAUUCACACCGCUUUAUUCCUUUGAUGUAUGUGUUCCAUGUUCCCAGAGCCCCGGCCGUUUCUGGAGUGGCACGCAUACACACGUGUUGGUGUGUGUGUGAGUGUGUUGGUGUGUGUGUGAGUGUGUGUGCCUGUGAUGAGAGUAGCAGCCCGAGGAUAUGGCAUAGCUUUCAGACAGCCGCGCAGGGAAAGAAAUCGCCAGGGACUGUCAGGAAAUAGAGCCACAGAGUGCGGCGGUUAGACGGAGCGAUGGACAGACGACAUCAGACGAAGCCUCUGGUCCGUUUCACCGCCGCGUUCACGACGCUCGGGGCGUGAAGGUUGAUUUAGAGCAAAAACAAGAACAGAGAAAGACCAUAAACGUGUCGUUUUGAUGCGUCCUUGAUGUGUCACAUGAUCUCGUCUGUAUCUGUGGAAACGAGUGUUUGGAGUCAGAGGAGUCGGUGUUCAGUUUGUUUUUGUCAUCAUCAGAUUUGAUCGGCGUUCACUGAGGCGUAUUCGAAGGUCAAAACAGUGAGAAAGAUAUCAAACAUGCAGACUCCAUCUUUAGUUUCUAAACUUUCGUCCGGUCCAGGACUUUCAGUAAAUCUUUUUUCUGUUUAUGUAAAUGUUUCUACGUUUCUGUCCGCUCUUCAGAACCUCUCAGGUUCUGUUUGCCUGUUUUGCUCCCUCACUGCUGCUCUCUCUCUCUUUUUCCGCUCUCUCUCCACGCUCGGCUUGUUUGUUGAUCUUUCUCACUGUUGCUCUCAUUUCUGCAGUUGUUGUUAUCUUGCUGUUUUCACUCUCUUAUAUAAAAAACUUUUCUUGCAUAAUAAAAACAACAAAAAAGCAGCUAUAGCAUCAUUUAAACAUUAAGAUGUUCGUUUUACCUCGAGGAAGAAGCUGGGAAUGAUUUUCUCAGUAGUUGUUCACUAGAAGAAACCGUCCAUGAGGAGUCGGGUCGCGGGAGCAGAAGUGUACUCCGGGCCCGGUCCAGUUAGAAGUACAUGAACCCUGACAACUUAAAGACGUACUUUAAAUGUAUUUUCUUUUUCACACCUUCACUCAUGAACGCUGCACUUAAUGGACUGUGUGAUAUAAACAAGAAAGACCAGGAACAACUGAGUCAAAACACGACUGUGUACACUCUAGUGUUUGUGUUUCCACCUCGUACUUUAAUUAUCUAACAACCUCAGCAGCUCUGCAGAGUCUGGUCCCAGAUAUCCACGAGUUCUGGACGUUAAGAUUCUGUGUGUUUCAUUCGGAUACGCAAAAGCUCAAAAUCAUUGAAGCCGUUUACAUGUGUGUGAUGUGUGGCCUUAACAUGAGACCAGCUGGACCAACAUCGACUAAGAGGUGGUGGACGCCGACACAAUUUUUAACCGUAGUUAUAAAUUUAUAAAGUUUUAGUUUGUGUUUCAGCUGGAAACACUCACAGAACCAGUGAGUCAGGCUAAAACUUCCAGUUCUUCUCUACUUCCUGUUUUUGAAGUAUCAAAACUUUACAAACUACUUCCUGUUAUCACCACUUAUAACCUGCAGGGUUUCUGCUGAUCUUAAAAUGUCUUAAAAUUUCUAAAAUACAAUCAUUUGAAUUGAAGGCCUUAAAAUGUCUAAAAUUCUCUUAAAACCUCAAAAAAUGUCUUAAAUACGCAUUUAAAAGGUCUUAAAAAUGUAUUGAUGUUACUUAAAAAUCAACAAGUUGAAGUUUGUUUAAAAAGUCUUUUGUUAUUUUUUGCCCGUAUGGAUGUAAAAUGGAUCUUAAAUUGUAUUUAUUUUGGUCUUAAAAUAAUCUUAAAAGUCUUAAAACAUCUUUUAGCGCGCAGAUGGCGGAGCGGGUUAGUGCGCCCCUUACAUGGAGACCUCGGUCUCCACAUUGGUCACGAGUUCGAGUUAGGCCCCGACCCUGUGCCGCAUGUCCUCCUCUCUCUCUCUGUCUCCCAGUAUUUCACUGUGUCCUGUCAAUAAAAAGGCUAAAAUCACAAACAAAGAAAAAACAACAACUUUAAAACGUCUUUAAUCCAAUAAUUUGAAUUUAAAGCUUUAAAAAUGUCUAAAAUUCUCUUAAAACCUCAUAAAAUGUCUUCGAUACACAUUUAAAAGGUCUUAAAAAUGUAUUAAUGUUACAUAUCAAGAUUGAUUUGAAAUUUAAAAUGUCUUUUGGUUUUUUUUGCCAGUCUGGAUGUAAAAUGGAUCUUAAAUUUUUUCAUUAUGGUCUUAAAAAAAGUCUUAAAAACUCUUAAAUUUGACUUGUUGAAACCCUGAUAACACUAACCCGUCCUCCUGUUACAGGUUUUAAAAAUGACGAAACUCUUGUUUGUUUGUUUGUUUGUUUGUUUGUUUGUUUGUUUGUUUGUUUGUUUGUUUGUUUGUUUGUUGGUUGGUUGGUUUGUUUGAAGAUGCGUCUCUGUGACUCCACACAGGAGCUUUAAAUCAUCGUUUCACCUCCAUCACAAACUGGAGAAGAAGAAACUUUUCAAAGACUGAACUCCUUUACGUCUGAAAUAUUCUCCAUGAUAAGUCACUUAAAUACACAGAAAUGAAAUAACACCGUGGCGGCAGCUCCAAGUAACCUCGACCAAUCCGACUGGAGGCCUCUGCUGCUGCUGCGUGUCAUCCUCCGUCAGCAUCCACUUGACUGUGCGCUGCGAGAGUUCCCGCCAUUACCCUGGAAACGAUUAAAAGCGUCUCAUUUCCUCCUGAGCUCGAACAGUUUGUCCUCGAGUAAUAAAAAAGCUUUCACCCCCGAGGUGAUCUCCACACAUCUGAAAAAACCGAUGACGUGAUUUUCUUUUCUUUAAACCCCAGAUUUAUUCUUUUAUUUUCUUGUGUGACUUUAUUUCGGCGGCGAUGGUCAGAUCAGUGAAUGUAAAAUUUCUCUCUGGUGCUUCAAAAACAGCUUCAGCAUGUUCACUUAGAGAGGAUGAUGAUGGGACUCCUGGUGUAAAAAAAUUUUGGUGUUUAACGAACUUCUGCUGCAUGAAAGAAAUCCUCUCCGAUAAAACCAGAUCCAGUCUUUUGAAGUGAAGACGAGCGCCCGACUAUCUCUGCUUUAAUCGAUCAAUAACCCCCAAAAAAUCUCCUCUGCAGCUUUUUCAGCUCGAUGUGGACUCUGCCCUGAAUCUGCAGAACUUUGGGAGUAUUUCUGUUCACAUGUUGAUGAAAAAAAAGAGCGAGUCAUCCCUCUUUCUUUCUCUCUCUCUGUCUCUCUGCAGGUGGAGCGUUGUGCAGCCAGCUUGCAAAUGUCAUUAGUUCAGUUAUCCUCUCCUGUCAGCCAUUAGAGAUUUGAGGUUGUUCACACUGAAGUGAAGAGCUGAGCUCACCUCGUCUCGAUGUGUGUGAGGAAACACUCUAAUUAGUUUAUCAAGUCGGAUUUACUCUUUCCUUUUUUUCUCUAUCUUCUUCCUGCUCUUGUGCGGCAGAAGUUUAUGUGACGUUUGAAGGGAAAAGUGCUGAGUUUGAGCGUCAACGUUGUCUUUAAACGAGUGUCCAUAUAGGAAACAAUGUGGUUGAGGAUUCAUCUCUCCGUUAAUCUCCUCCCAUUCUUUCUUUUGUCUGCUAAUCUCCGUUUCCCCUUCGCCAUCUGCUGCAUAAGCCUCCUCCAGAUAAUUAUCAAAUAAAGAUCUGAUUCUCUUCCACACAUUGACACAGGACAUUUCUCAGACGUCUCCAUAUCUGCGCCGCCUGCCGUGGGACUCUGCUCCUCUCUCCCUCCCUCUCUCCCUCCCUCCCUGCGUCGCUUUAAUUACUUUAUCCCUCCUUUCUCUCCUCAUCCCUUUCUCCUUCACUCCACCGCCCCGAGCUGCUCCUCAUUCCUUUUAAUUAAUCCACACAGAUUUAGACACCUUCACCCUGCUGCGAAUGCUCACACACGCACAAACACACACGUACACACGCACGCACACGCUCGACAAUCCCCUGUGGACGAUAACUUGAAGUGAUCUUGCCUCACUUUGAAAGUUCGUCUCUGGAGAUGGAAGUGGAGGGAAAACCUCUUUCCUCCGGUUUGAUGUUUGUGUGUCUGUGUUUGUGUUCUUCGCAGAGCUCCUCCAGCGGAAGCAUGCAGCUCAUGGAGACCGAGUUCUCCAAAACUCUGGGCGAGAUGGUGACGCUUCACCUGCAUCACCAGAAGAGCAUCCCCGCGUUCCUCUCCGCCGUGACCCUCGACCUCUUCAGCCGCCAAACCAUGAUCUGAGCUCCUCUGCGUGUUUCCACUCAGACUCUGAAAUGUUUCUCUGAAUCUGGAAAUCUCCCAUCAUGCAUGCAGAGGGUUAGUUCAGCGUCUUUCUGCCCCUAUUUGUACUCUCAAUAUUUCAUCAACGAACUCUGAGGAGUAUGAGAGCGAGGUUGUUUUAAAAUGAAGCACAAAAGCCACUUAUUUGUUCUCGCAGCUUGUUUCUGUGGUUUUUGUGUUUUUCCAGAUCUGCAGUCGAUGUGUUUUGCAAGGCUAAGGCUUUGUUGACUCUUCUCUCUCUCUUCUGUUCUCUCUCUCUCUCUCUCUGUGUCUCUGGGGCCUCUUCACAAAAGGCUGCAUAGAUGCUUUGUGGUUACAGCGAGUCCAAACCAGUUUAAAGAUAUUGUUUUUGCUUUUUCCUCUUUUCUUUUAGAAACCACAUUUAGAAGUUUGGUCUCAUUCAAUCAUCACUUUUUUUUUUAGUUUUUUGUAAAUCUUUGAAUAUUUUUCUUGUUCAAUUAUUAAACGUGUGAAAGUGGAGA